AUUGCACGUUUGGGAAUAAUGUUUAAUUUGGGUGCAAAAACGAAUAAGCGAAAUAUCAAACAGUCUUACAAUUUAAAAAAAAGUCAUUUAGACAUUAACAACAAUAAAAGGGAUUUUUUUUUUCUGUUCGUAUGUCGUUCGUUUGUUUGUUCUUUUACUUUUAAGUUUAACAAAUAUAUAAGUAAAGAAAUAACACAAUUGAAACAAGCAUAUUAUUUUUUUUUUAUGGAAAUAGAUUAUAAUUAAAACUGUAAAAGUGGGUUACAAAUAGUGUUGUGUCAUUCGAGAACGAUUUAUUCAAAAGAACUGUAUCUUUUAAGUGAACGUACUGAACCAAAUCACUUCCUCGAGUGAUUCGUUCAUUUCUCACUUCAGUCGAGCUGAAGUGAGAAACAGCGUUGCCAGGCCAGCAGCCGGCGAACGAGGAACCACAUGCACCGACGCCUGAAUCACUUGGUGAACGAAUCAUGCAUAGAACUACACUCUCUGGAAUCAUUUUUGUUGGACAAAAUGAUCGUUUUCCUACUUGAUUGCCACCACAACAACUUGCAUAAAACAGGACCCAGCAUGUAACAAAUAGUGUAUUAAACCCGCAACAUCCUAUCAUUGCAGCGGUUUGCGAGGGAACGGUGCAUGUUCAGUGUGAAUCUAAACAUUCAGUGAACAAAUCACUCAAUGAGCCCAAUUUACCAAGCAGACCUGAUAAAUGGCAUACAAAUGGACAGUACACUUAAAACAUCAUGACCUUUGCCAAAGCAACACAGCCAAACACUCUUGUCUCCCAGUCCGAUAAACUAUGAAUAGAACUGAAUCCUGAAAUGUUCAGCUGUGUAUCAGUUAAGGAGGUAGGAGUCGCCAAGCGUUAAGUGAUUCUGUGAUUUGGUGAAAGAAUCUUUUGAACAAAUCUUUUUAGUGAACUGAUUCUAGUGAUUCAGUACAUCUAAAAGAACUGCCAUGCCCAUCACUAGUUACAAAGCUAGGGAUAGCAAUAUUAAAGAUUAUUUACACGGAAGCUUGAAAAUGAACAAACAAAUUCAGACAAAUUUCCUCUGAGCCACAACAUAGUAGAGGCUGAAUUACUCUGGAUUGUUAAACUGUGUGUAGAAACUUCUAGAGUCAGCAGUGUAAAAAAGGACAACUCUUUCCCCAUCUUCUACUGCAGACAUUAGCAUCUGCAUGUUUAGUAUACAGGAGUCUGGUUGUCUCGCAUGCUAAUUAUCACACCCCCCUUCUUCACCUAUCACCAAUCUCGGAUAUCCCUGUCAAUCAUGCCCCCACCUCCCUGCUCAGAGUGAAGAAGCCAGUUUGGACAAGUUUCUUAGUAACACUCUCCGUCAUCUCAUCAGCAUCAUGACGGCUAUAGUAUCUCUCUGUCAGUAUAAUCCCUUCACCUGAGCGUCCAGAAGACUGUAAGUAGUUCUGUUAUCACAUGUUUAAUAAUUCAUUAGGUAUGUAAUUCACUACUACCGAUAAUUACACUGCAACUCACAGAUUUAUAAUGUCAGUCGGAUUUCUGCUAUCCUCAUAAACUGUCCAAUCAAAAAUGUUAUAUUUUUGCAAUAUCCUCAGUUUUCUCCAGAUGCACCAUGCGUCAAUAUUCGUAAUGUUAACUGUUGUUUUAGACUGUGGUGUGUGUGUGUGUGUGUGUGUGUGUGUGUGUGUGUGUGUGUGUGUUUAUAAGUCUCAUACUGUGGCAAAACAGCUACGUCGCUUUGCACUUUACUGCCAUGAGACAGACACAAGAGGGACAAGCUAAAUGUACUGCAUAUAUUGUAAAUAGUUUUUCACUUUUUCCCUCCCGCUCAAUUUCAUUGGAGACACUUUGAUUCAGCAGCGGUACGCCAUUGCUCACGGGUAGGAAGGGCACAGUCAAUCCACAGCUCCCCAGGGAAAAAAUGUUCGCCCGAACAGGGACUUGAACCCUGGACCCUCAGAUUAAAAGUCUGAUGCUCUACCGACUGAGCUAUCCGGGCUCUUGAACAGUGCCUCACAGUGGUACUUAUUGAGCAUUACAAUAUUUCUUUUCCAACCGAUAGCGGUAUGGAGUUAUAAGGAAGCCAGGAAGCUUUGCAAACACAAGUGAGGUAUUGUAAACAUAAACAUGAAUCGCUCAAUGCCGAAUGGACAGGUGCAGCACUGUACUGUCUGUCUGUCUGCUGCUGCUGUACCUGUCCUCUAAUGUUCAUACCCAGACCCGGGCCACCCACUUUUUGUGCCACCCCUGUUGUUUAUCACUGAGGGCUCCUGAGGGGCCACAGGGCCCUAGCAGGUGCAUAGUUCGCUUAUGCCUUGGGCAGGCUCUGCUCAUACCGCUUCUAAAACAACCACGUGCAACAUAUUGUGCUGUCAUAACCUCAGAUGUUGCAUUGCCUCAACAAAUCAAGUGUCUUGACUCGAUGCACUGUUCCAGUAUGUUGUACCAUCUCAAUAAGUUAUGAGGUAUUAAGUUGACAGAAACAAUGUCUCUGCACUUCUCCUAAUAUGUGAAGGUUGAAAUCUGAGGUGUUCAAUGUGAGUUGCUUUAUUUUCUUGGGUUUUCUAAGUUCACAUGGGCUGUGCAAGCCACACAGGAUUAUACUACUACUUCUGCAACUGCUAAUAUCCAAAUGCUAAUUUUUGAGUAAAAUAGAAUUAUAAUUUGCUUGGAAUGAAAUAGCUAGUUAUAGGUAAUGUUUAUAGACUGCAUUCAGUUUUGGAGAUAAGAUUUUGAAAAGUGUAUCCAGGCCCCAGCGAGAUUUGAACUCGCGACCCCUGGUUUACAAGACCAGUGCUCUAACCCCUGAGCUAUGGAGCCGAAGACACUUACAGUGACGUCACAUUCACUAAUAAAGUGGUUUGUUUCUCCUGUUUUCAUAUGUAUCUAGUGUGAUUAUGUAUAUCAUAACCGAGUGUGAGUAUGUAACUCAUUCUGCCCAAACAGCUAACUGGGGUUCACGGUCUGCUCGUCGAAUGGAGCUAAAGCUAGUCGGUAGUGGAGAACGAGAAAACUUAGUGGAACCACAAAGUUGACUCACUACUCAUGGUAUUAUCAGCAGAAAUUUAUUUUACGUGAGUAAAUUAAGGAGGUGUAAAUGUACACAUACUUUGAGAACUUACGGACUGUGUGAAGUUUAAUGAUUUUUUUUUACACCAGACUGUCUAAAAGACAGAAACAUCUGCUGUUCCUAACUCAUCCAGCAGGCUGCAGCAGGUGGCUAAAGUAAGAGCCCUCCUGAGUAAUAAAGAUGAUUCCUGGACUUCGAAAUUAAAAUAAAUAUAAGUUAAUUUUGACACAUUUUGAACCAUUUUUAAAAUUGGGUGUAUGUUGUAUAAAAAGGAGCAAAGAACCAUAUUAUAUGACCCUAUCAUGUCACAGGCAGAUAUGACAAAAUAAGGAAUUUUACUGAAUCUAUAACAGCACCUGAUGAUGAGCGGAGUUCUUGGAGAUUAUUUUUAAAUGCCAAUGUGUUUUCCGCACAUUUAUCCAGUUAUCCCCAAAUUUUCUACAUUUACAUGCUUUACACACCUUUAUGGUGUUUCCCUUUUGUGUAUAACUCAUUCUUUCAUGUUAUCACAAGUGAAUGAAUAAAUUUCCCAUUAAAUGUCUCAAACUGAUUCCUGUGGUUUUUUUUGGUCUUCAAACAGCACAUUCGACAGGUAGAACCGGGGUUGUAUUUUGGGAGACCCCCCUGCUAUUGGUUGUUGUCCACCCUGGGGGUUUCUGGGCGUGGUGAGGGGGGUCCGCUGUCUCCUCAGUCCCCUCUUACUCCAAAAUCCAGUUUUUCCACUCAGAGGAGAAGAUGGACGCUAAAGGAUAGUACCAGGACCAACAUGGCAGACUUUAUUCUAACACAUCAUGGACCAAAUAUACCGUUUGCCUCCAUGUAAGACUUAAAAGAGGGAAAUAAAUUCCCCUGUUUCGUUUGUUGUUUUUUAAUUACAAAGAGAAAGACGAGGGAUUUUGCUUUCUGUGACCACUGGAGUUGAGGGAAGGAAAGAAAGAGCCAUGGUGGAGAGGAGAAGAAGAAAAGGAUAGUUUAAACUCAUGAAAACGAUCCUGGAUUUUCCUCCAAGUGUGCUGGACUAGGAGAGCGGACCCAACGUUCAUAGCAACAGGUGAAUAUUUCCUCCUUUUUUAUACAAUUUAAGUGCAUGUGGCCCAAAAAUGUCAAGUACUGUGUAAUUGGGACUAUAGUAACUUGUAGAAUAAAAAGAACGCUAUAGUUAUUAAAAUACAGACCGAGUAGUGAGUUCGGUAGCAACAAAACCUACACACAAGAGCAGCACCCUUGUCCUCCAACGCUUACCGGACCAUAUUUUAAUUGCAUUUGUCGCCAGUGUAAACUUGAUGGUGUUUUCACGGAAUCGAGACCAGUUGAACCUGUUCGGAAAUGACCCGGUGUUCUGCGGAGUUGUGCCUGCUUUUGAGAUUUGGAUACGCGGGGACGCGCACGUUCCAAAAGAAAGCCACAAAAUCGAGAUUUCGCUUGUAUUUGUAAAAGAUAAAAAAUGCAAAUUCAUGUACACUUGGAGGUUUCGAAGAGGAACUUGACAGGGAAAUGUCUUUCUUCAUUGCAAAAACGUAAUUCACAGUUUCUUCUCAUAUACUUUGAGGCAAACAGGAUUAAAGCAAAUUAUUUUGUCUGUUUUGAUAUAGGGAUUUCUAACAACAACAGCACAGGAGGGAAAUGAAACUGAUGUUAACUGUUAAUUUAGUGAGACCCAGAAAGUGGUACAUAGUUAAAUGUGGGUGUAUUCUGACUAGGGUGAUGUCCAUGAGAUUGAAAAGUACUUUUUUUAUCAGCUAUGUUGUCAAAAAAAAACAUGUUAAGGCAACCCAGACCAGUUGACACAUAUGUAUCAAGGGUUUCUGGAAAUAUCUGUGGAAAAUUGUGUUUUGAGCAAUGUUUUUGGGUUCACUUCUAGAGUAUUUGAACGUGAAUGAAAUACUAUUUUGCGUUCAGUCAUAUGUUUGUUUGUUUGUUUGUUUGUUUGUUUUUUGUGGUAACUAUGGUACGGAUUCCAAAGCCACCUUGCACAGAGGAGUUUUGCCAGGGAAGUCAUGAGCUAGGUACAUUCCGAUUGAGUUGUACGCGCUCCCGCGAGCUGCACGCCAUACUCGUCGGGUAGCACAACUCAGCGUAACACCUGGUUUGAGAGUCGUUACUACUGAGAUUGCGCUGUUGGAAGCCACUACACUUUCUCAAUAUUUCGGUAUGUAACGCCCCAAAAACUACGGGAGGAAAGCACGCUAGCGGUUGCUAUCUCUAUCCUUGCUUUGUUUGGGAUUUACACGCUCACGCGAAAGAGUAAAUAUCAACCGACACGUUGUUUUUUGGGGACCGUAUUUUACCCACAUCGAGGAGGUUUCGAACACUUCACCAAAAUCUCACAAAAGGCCGUCAUUGGAGGAGCUAUCUGUGUGUCUGGAGCAAGGACUAAACCUCAUAAAGCAUAAUAUUCAGGCCGCUCCGUUGACCGUUCACUCUGCGGCUGUUUUAACACCAUAAAGCGGCGUUAUAACAAAGACGGCGGUGUGUGUGGACCGUGAUUUCCGUCUCCGCCUGGCCAUGAGAGGGGCUCGGAUGUCUGAAGAAUGUGUCGGUCUCUCCCGGCGUUAGCUUCGCCUCGGCUUCAUGUAAGAUGAAUUUGUUUAGCAUUGAACACAAUGCGUUGAUAGCUGUGUAUCACACAAAAUCAUGAAAUGGACAUUGAAGUACAAGUAUUUGAGGAUAUGUGUAUUGUUACCACAGUGUUGACUGUGUGGCUGGCCUCUUUUUCCUUGUGUUGGCAAGCCCUCUGUAGGCAACAAAUCCCUCAAUCCAUCAAACUAGAGCAGAAAAAAAAUGUGCUUCACGAUAUUUCAUCAUAUAUUUCCUGUGCAGGGCCAACAGUAACAACAUGCUCCUGGCCUCUGCCGUGGUAGUGUGGGAAUGGCUCAACGAACACGGCCGGUGGAGGCCUUACAGCGCGGCCGUUUCCCACCAGAUAGAGGCGGCCAUUCGGAGCAGCGACCCCCGUGGAGGGAGUGUGGUCCUCGGCCAGGUGGACAGCCGGCUGUCGCCCUACAUCAUAGAUCUCCAGUCCAUGCAUCAGUUCAGACAGGACACAGGUAAGACGAGAGAUAAGAUAAAGAGGCAGGGUGCACUGCCCAAGGGUUUGAUGAUUUGGCGUUUUAUUGAUGGUUAAGGGUCACACAGUUCUUAUUUUAACAAGGUGGGGGUGGAAUUAAAUUUUGGGACCCUGUACAGUCUGUCUCACUAGGUAUGUGGACUUUUUGUGGCAGUGACUUUAUGCAACUUUCAUGGCUGUACUCAUGAUUAAAAACACAAAUCUGUUGUGUACUUGUUGUGUUGCUCUUUACGAGGUCUAUCCUUUCUGCUUUCAGCUUAAUAUGAGAGUGUGAAAAGAUUUGACACCAGUUUCAAAGUGCUAAGGAUUUGCCUGAAGUUCUGAGUUUGCAUCAGAAGUAGUUGAUGUGACCUCUUUCUGUAAAAACUCUCUCUGGAGGAAAACCCAAAAAAGUACAAAAAUGAACUCUGCAAUUCUGCCUCCUGAUUUCUGUUGUUUUUACAUAAUUUCUGCCUGUUUGCUAUGAACUUUGGGUCCAUACUGUUGUAUUAAGCAGCAGACUCUGCAGAUGACAUGUACCCUACAGCAGAUACAGGGAAACUGCUACUCUUGAGAGACAGAUGAGCAGGUGCUUUAGAGCUCACACAGAGGCACCAACAACACAGAGUCUGAUCUGGUAAAGGUCAUCUAACUGAGUAGUGGUUGUUGAAAAGCUGCUCGAAACAUCUUGGGCAAAAAUAUUGUGUGUUUAUUUUAAAUUGAGACUUAAGCUGGAGGAAGUGAGGGUGCAAAAUGAAUUGACUUCUGUGCAACACAAGGUCAUGAUAUAGAUCUUGAGAUUAGAAUGUGUGGUUGUAGGAUGUGACUGGAUGGUUGAAUAUUUAUAUUUUCUGGCCAUCCAGUGUGUACAAACACAAAUGAGACUGUUAAGAAUGUCUAGUAGUUAGCAAAAGGCCAAACUUGGCAUAUCUCAUCUUCUGGACCAGUACAGUUAACAAUCUUUGGCCCAAUGUAGACUGUGAGCCGCCACAACUUGAUAUUUUCUCUGUAGUGAAUUUUGCAAAUAUCUGAUUAACUAGAUGCCACAUACAUGUGUGACUUAUGCUGCAUUCCAGUUAUCCUGGAAGUUGGAUGUCAGAACUGGGAACAUUGUUACACCCAUUGUUGACUGCGUUCCAGUUAACAAGUCGGAAAACCAGUAUUGACGUCUACAGUUAGCCGUUGUUUACAAUUGUCAGCUGCUAUUAGCUGUUGUCAGUUGUUGUUAGCGGUUGUCAGCUGUUGUUAGCCGUUGUCAGCUGUUGUUAGUUGUUGUUAAUUAUACCAUAACACAGUAUUUUACUCCUACAAACACCAUAGCACCGUGUUCACAGUUAGACGAUUGGCAGUACAACAGAUACCACUUAUUUAAUUUUACAAAAACAAAACAGAAGUGCUAAUCAAUAAUACAUUACGAGAGUUUUCACUGUUACUCUUUACUGUUGAUGCACUGCGCUGCCAUCUUGGAUGAUGGCGUUGUUGUCAAGUUGGGGUUGGUGACUAUUGUUUGACUUUCCCAGUCAGAAAUCCGAUUUCAGGGGGGCGUUCCAGAUUAAUUUCCGACUCGAAGCUCAGAAAUUCAGACUUCCGAGUACAACUGUAACGCAGCAUUAGCUGUACUGUUGUGUGCACUGUGGAUUGCCUUGUAGAAAUAUGCUGUAUUCAUUACAUGGUUGACCGAUUCUCAGGGCUGAUAUUUGGCAAGUGGAAGAUUAUCUGUAUCAGCCUUUUACUUUAGAGUUAGCUGAUGAAAUAAAAUGCUCAGAUAGUGUACUCCCUCAGCUCUACUGCUGGCCUGUCCUUCCCUCUGGGUCUGUUUUCUUGCACCAGUUUGUCUGAUCUCACAUCCUGCCCACAGUAUUUGAGGACAGGCUCAUGUUACGCCACUGCAUGUGUCACAUUAACUGGUAAUUCUGACUAACUACUGCUGCUCAGAAUUACCAUCCUAUACCAGAUGUUGAACAUUUCAGUUUAAACAAAGUCAAGGCAUAUGAGACAACUUCUGUGUUGGAGUUUCUACCAUUCCAGUUUCAAAUUUGACAGAAAGUUUCUCAAUUUUACUGCCAAACCAUAUCAGUUCUAAAUAUCUGUUACAGAUGAAAGUAGCAGUAUUGGCUCUGAAAAACCAAUACUGGUAAACUUCUCUGGAAGACAAUUAUCAUGUUUGAUUUGGGCUUUUGCAGCUUUGUGAAUACAAGUUAUCAUCAUCUGAGGUUAAGUGGUGAUCUGAAAUGAAACAACGAACGUGUAAUCUCAGAAAACAGGGCAGUGUAAACAUAUGGAUGCAUGUCUGUUAGGGGUUCAAUAGUUCAUUUAUAUUUUUAACUGUGUCUGCAACUAAUUACAUCAUCAUUUGUCAAUUAUUUAAUAGUUUUUAUGGAAAACUUGAAAAUAAAGCAGCACAAUCAGACAAACUGAGGAACAUAGGAGUGGCAAAUCACUACUCCAACUUAGCUAAUUAACACACUUACCUUACAUGUUAUCAUCCCUUUCUUUCUGAUGAUAUUCACAUUGAUAUUCAUCCACAUAACCAGCUCUGGCUGAAAUUUAUUCCGAGAAAACAUUGCCUCACAGAACAAUUGUUUGUUAGCUGAGCUGAUUAGAAACCCGAAGAGGCAUAAGCUGUAAUUUAGUUUGGGAAUGUCCGUUUCAAAAAGAGCUAGACCCUUUUUGACAGGGCUGCUACAGUGAGCUCACUAGCAGCAGCUGCUUCUUCUUCUUCUUGGGCUCUCCUCCUUUUUAUGACUUGGCUACCAGUGGAAAGACUACAAUAAACCGCAUGCUUGUUUGUAGCACAAUAUUGAUAUUUCAUUUCUUUUACAAAGAUGCUUAUUGUCAAUACCAGUAUUUUUAAGCCUAUUUCUACAUCAAAAGCAGCUGAUAAGUUCAACCAUGAUGCCAUAAACUCCUCUUAUUUUCGACUGUAAAGUUAAAAAGUUUCUGCACAAUCCCUAAAAAAGUUCUACACCCAGUGUGACUCUGCUUACCUCUGUUGUUGUUUACUUUGAAAGCCAGAGCUGCACAGUUUUUCAUUGAAUUUGCCAAAAAAAAAGUUCUGGAUCCUGCACUCUCAAGAAAGUUGUAAAACUUCACUCAGAGAUAAAACGUGUGUGUGAGAGUGUGUGAGCAUGGUGUCUGUUUAGAUUCGCCCAUAUGAUGAUAAAGAGCAGCUGCUUGUGACUGUCAAAUUACUGGGUUAGCUGAAGUCUGGAGCCUUUCUCUGUUUGCAACACACACAGAGUCACACAGCAGCUGCACACUCCUCACAUGAAAACUGAAAGAAAGACCUUGAUUCCUAGGAAAGAAAAGAAUAUUUCAGAGCCUAAUGAGCGGAGAGUUCACUUCAGUUGCCUCAAACACCAGCUCCCUUCCCGGGGUCUCACUCUCUCUCUCUCUCCCCCCUUCUCUUGCUGAGUGUUUAGUUUCGUCAAUAGGCAAAAGUCCCAAGGGCCUCUUGGAUUUGGCUUUGACAUGGGAGAGAUAGAAAGAUACAAGUUUCUGUGAGUGUAUGUAUGUGUGUGUGUGUGUGAUGGGGGUGUAGUGAGUGGGAGUGGUUGUUAAAGGAGGAGUGAGAUAAUUGGGGAGUCUGUAUUCUCUCUCCCCCUCUCACUCCCCCAGCUCCACCAUUUCUCCACCUUUGUUGAAUUCCGUUGAACAGAUGUGAGUUACUUCACUGUAGCUGUGACACACACUCACACAGAGACGCAGGCAUGAAGAAAGUUUGAGGGGGUUAAGAGGCAGGACAGACUUUGUGGGCAAUGAAAAAGCCAUGUUGCAUUGGGUCUUACUGGUUCUUUCAAGUACGGGAAAGUAGAAAUAAAAAAGUAGAAAAAAAAGGCAAAGAAAAGAGUUGGGUUUUGCCGUUCCCACUUGGGACCUUAAGUUUUCAAAAUGAGAGUCUUUGCUGGGUUCUGACACUCAUGAAUCCUUUUGUUGCUCUUUUGUUUCUUGUAGCUGUUUCUAAUUUGUGAGGAGAAUUGUACCAAAACAUCAUUGUCCCAAAGUUCUCAUGAUAUAUCUCGCACUGACGGUUGUUUUUGUUGUUGUUACUGGCAUCAUACAUUUGUUGUGGCUAAUAAAAACUGCUUUAAACCCAAGCUGCCUCAUUUAUAGUCGACCAGACAUUGUUUAAUAAAACUUUUUUGGCUUUAAUUGUUAGGAUAGUUCCAGAAAAAUCCAUCUAAAGCUGUCUUGCGCUUUUCUUUUAGUCUGUUUGAUCCACUUUUAAACUUUUUUUGUGCUUUUCACAAGCUGAUAAAUCAAACUCGUCGGUAGAGAGUGUCCUGAUAGUCUCAGGGUUUAAGCACAAAAUGCUGCAUUCUCAGUACUUAGACCGCAAAAACACAAAUCUCAGUGUACUGUCUUGUCGGGUGAAUGGUCGUAUUUCUCGCCAAAAAUGCCAAACCAGACUUUACUAAAGUCACGCUCAUGUGACAAGUUCAAGUAAAGAUCUCAUUUCAAGACAUUACAAGUAAAAAAAAAACAUGAAUUCCUUGGAAACAUUUUUUUUUAACUUAAACUUAAACUAAGACAAUAAAUUGAACAUGUACAUUUUGAUUAGCCUUGUACCAGUGUAUAUGUGAAAUUAUUUGGUAUGUGGCAAAAAGUUGUAGUGUAGCACAGUGUUAUCAGCAUUUGUUGUAAGUUUGGAGCUGCAGGUUGUGAACAUAGAUCAGGCAACAAGUUAAACCGGUUGUGUUUUUGCCUGCUCAGUCAACAAAACCUGAUGAGAGAUUUUAAACUUGGAGUUUUUACAUUUAAACUUGAGUGUCUAACAAUUAUUAAAAAGCCAUGCCUGGAAUGUCUUUAGAGCACCUUUAAGGCUGAAAUUUUAAGAUGUGUCUGUUUUUAAACGUGCAACAAAUAAGGAUUUGAAUCAACGCUCUUAAGUCUCUCAGCUCAACAAAUAAGCGUCUCACUUUCUCUAAAUGGACUGGAUAUGACCACAUUGGGGCCUUGGAGGUGUAACACAGGCCCAGACAGGUUGUCUGGGUUUUGCAUGCUGACGGGGUAUUUGAGUUUGAGUUUCGGACACUAAAUUUGCAGUACCUUGCCAUCUCCCUCUGUUUACGUUAAUCAUAUUAAGUAAUGGAUGAUGCUGCCAGUCAGAAGAGUAUCUGGAUAAAAACAGGAGCCUGAGUGAAGCAGUGAAAGAAUUAACACAGUCUUGACACGUGUUUAAGUUGUCCACCACACAAUAUGAAGGAUGUAUUCUUAUAUAUGUUAUGGAAAAGAAAAUUUAAACUGGAAAAAGACUUGAAUGAUGUCUUUGCAUUUCCAUUUGGUAGACUUAGGACAUCAAGGGGGGCUGUGAGCCAAGCUGCUGCAGUCAGUGUCGGUUUGAUUUUAAAGUCUGCUGUAGCUUAGUGGUUAUUAUGUUCAACAAGGUCUACUGGGUGCAAAAUUGUCCCUCCUGGUUUUCACCACUCCUGAACAAAUUCACAGUGUUAUGAAGUUCUUUAAACUCUGAAGAACAGCAGUUUCAGCUGGCAUUAACUGUUUGUGAGACAUCCUUUGAUUAUUGGAUGGCAGGGGCUGAGAGCUGAGCUACCACUGGCUUUGAACGAAUGUGAGUUAUAGGUGUUAUUCGUGUUUUAAGUCAGUGUUUUUUCGAAUCUUGUCCAAAGAUAGACUGUUUAAAAGAUAAAAGUUCACAGCAAGUUAGAUCACUAAAUGUCAGUAGAUCAUCUUUAGGCCAUAGAAACCUUUAGAAAUUACUGUUUGAAAUAUUAUGUCCAAUGUCUGUGCUCAGAGCCGCAGAAUCUGUCUGUGAAGUAAACGUAGGCUCUUUGUAUCAUAGUCUGUAUUGAGCGAAAUCCUCCAAGUGUUACCAUCAUGUUUAAUGCAAAGCCAAUCAAAUCGUUUUCUGCCCUUGUCGUCUUUCAGCUUUCGAGCUGAAAUAUUUCUCGUUGGAGCAUACACUUAGAUUGCUCAUGGUGCGAUUUGGCAUUAGUGCGUCAAUUUUCUUGGCCUUUGGAGGGUCUUGUAUCUAAAAUGAGGAGGGGCUCACUUCAACACUUAAAAUGAUUUAAUUAAGGCUCCUGCAGCUGAGGAUAGAGUAUGACUCUUUGGUUUAUUAAUCUGCAUUAAUUUGUUGACAUGUUGGUCAAAAUGUGCGUUUGUUUGAGGGGGAAUCAUUUUCUGUAACUUAUCUAGAUAGAUUUUGUUUUUCAUGUGAUGAGGUUUUGCUUCUGCAGCUUGUUGCUCUUCUUGUUCCAGCUGGUCCUGCUGAAGGAGACACAUUCCCAGACCCCAACAAAGCCCUGGGGCAUCAGGGUCACGGUAGAUGGGGGGCAGGGGUUGGAUGGGAGACUCCCCAGAGACACAGGGGAGGGGGGUAAAUUGUAUUGACGAGGAAGGGGGAGGGAGUGGAAGCAAACUUUGAAAAACAGUCUUCGUUUACAUCCACACAACAAACCAGGUAACUGGGACACAUCAGAUUAGAGCAGGAAGUUGGAGAACAGUGUUUACAUACACUGCAGUGAUGUGCUGUGAUGGUUAUAGUCCCAACAAACAAAGCUGUACCAGAGUAAGAAGUGCUGAAAAAGUAUUUUGAAAGAACAGAAACUGACUCUGGACGUAAUAUGCAUGCAAACGCUGUAAGAGCAAUAAAACCCACCCAUGGUCCCACUGCAAACCACAUCACAUUUCAACCCCCAGUGUGUGAGUUUUUUUGGAAUAAAAAUGGAUUUUGUGGGGGAAAAUAUUAAUACGCUUUAAAUGUGCCACAUAAAGUCCACAGCAGCAUUUAGCAGAACAGACUUGGUAAGAAUAGAUUGUAAUAUUCUUAACUAUGUUCAAAUUACUUUACGGUAACUAAAUAAGGAAAUCUUUUUCUUCUUAUGAACCAAAAUAAGCCUUUUAUAUCCACAUAGAAGAAGAUCCCCUUCCAUAAAGUCUGUCGUCUGAACGAACAAACUAGUAACGUGCAUUUUUGUGUUGAAAGAAUGGUCGAAUUGUAGAUGAGGAGGAAGAGAACAGCUGUUGUGCACAAAACUAUCAAUAGAUGUUUUUGAUAGUUAAAAAUUGGGCAAAUGGAUGAUCAUACCUAUCAUGUGGGUCAGGAGCUUCUUGUCCACAAAGGCCACCAUUGAUUCACUGUUGAGGGGUGAGCAAGGGAGCGUCCAAUUAAAUGGUUAGAUGUUUCAGUUUUUCCUAUUUCUACCUACUGCACUGUAAAAUUGGGAUGGGGAUCGUGAAUUUCUAGUGACAUUGGUAGCAAGAUGGAGCCUCAGUAAUAGUCUGAGUUUUGAUUGACACUUGAAUAGUUGCUGGGGGGGAAAAUGUGACCACAGGACAUUUUUAACAGACCUGGUUUUUGCUUUAAUUUGACGGGACCAACUUCAACCACAUCAAAAAGUAACCUUACAUUACCUCGUUUGGUGAGCAACCCAGCCUUUGUCCUGCCAAUUUCAGCACAAAAGCUACAAAUCUUUCCCCAUCAGAAGCUGGAACCAGCUAAUGUUUUAUACCUCAGCCUGAAAGUAUUAAGCUGAACAAUGGCACAAUAGUUGGCAUUCAUCAUUCUCUGGAUGUGACCAUGCUUAUGUAGCUUAACAAACGGCUGUUACAUGAAGUUUUUCUUUCUUUCUAGGGGUUAAGUAAGAUCUUGCUUUGUAACUUCAAAUUGAUUGUAUUAAAACACUUCCUGGUAGAACUUAGAAUCGAUAGUUUUCAGCUCCGCUGUUAAGCACAGGGUCUCUUCCUCUUAAGUUUUCUGUCGGCUUCACGUCCGACUUCCUCUGGUCUACCUGAUCCAUCCCUCUCUGCAUCUGUUUCUUUUCUCCUGUACUCUAUGAAGCUGAAAAUUGACUCUGAACCCAAAACUCGGGGGAUCAGACUCUUUCAAGGUGAGACAAAGUAGAGACAAAGACAAAGAGAGAGCUGAAGAGAAGAGGCGGCACAACAAAGUCAGAACAACCCUGAGGUCAACAGAAAGUUAGAACAUAGAGGGAAAUAUUACAGGAAGGAGAAAGGACACUAAAAGGACAAAGUAGUAUAUGUAUAUAAUAGUUUCACCAGGUACUUUGUGAUCUCAAGCCUCAAAAACUUGGUCAGAUACACUAGAAGUUAUAGAAAAGUAUAUAAUAUGAACCCAGUAUUGCGUCAUAUUGAACUAUAUCGUAUGGUAUGGUAUCGUUUGGCGUGGACGCAUUGUUGUUACAUAAAAGAACUCAUGAAACUGUAGAUAGGAAACAUUACUAAACAAGUAACAUAGGCCUUGAGUUGUGAACCCAGCAUAUCCUAUCCUAUGUUAUGGCAUCAUAUUGCAAGGUGUAAAAAUAAAACAUUACGUUAUAGAUAAAGUUUAAUGAUACUGCAUUAAGCAGCACCCCGGAACAUGUAUAGAGGAACCAAAGCCCAUCCACCCACUGGGAAUGUCCUCAUCGUUGCUGCUGUAACAUGUAUUAAGUCAAGGUUACGACACACUGUGAAACAAAGAAACAUACAAAAAUCAAAAUGUACAUUUGACAUCAGGCCAGGAAAAGAAGAGGAAUCAAAAGUGUCUGAACCAAGUGAGAGGAACCAAUAAAGAAACUGAAAGAGGAAGAAAAGAUGAAGGUCUGGCCUGAAAUGGCCUUCCUUGGAAACCAAUGGUUGUGCAGGAGGAAGGUAGGAAGAGCUGGUAGGUGGGAGCGAAUGGGGGGUUUUAAUGCUGGGGUUGGUGACAAAGAAGGAAGACAUGGGAAAUUAGUUUUGGUUGACUUUUUUUUUCCCCUUUUCUUUUUUUUAUGUACGAGUCCUUGAUGCAUACAUUUUGCAGUUUGCAUCUGUGGCAAUUUGCCAGAUAACUUGUUUGUAAAGUUCAUGAGCUCUGAUCUUGUUUAUUAUGUCUUUCUUUUUCCCAUUAUUAACCCUUGUAAAUGUGAAAUAUUUCAGAUUUUUGUUCCAGUGAGGCCCAAUGAUUCUAUCUGUAAAUAAAAAAAAAUAAAACUGAUUCUAGAGGACUUCUUUAACUUCAGGUUAGUUUACUGGAAGCUUCGUGCUCCUUUUUUCCACAUGGACACACGAUAACCCAGAAAAGAGCGCAGGGAGGAAGUGCAGAGAAAGAGGGACGAGUGAGGUGGAGAGGUCAGAGCGCAGCUUUCUUCUCUCUGAGUUGUGAAACUCUGCGUGUCGAGUUACUGAAACUGUGAGGGACAUCGCUCACUGCCUGUCCCACACACACAUACACACAUAGGCAGAUGUGUAUAACAGCAUGUGAAGACAUCUAUAAUUAUCAGUGUCACUGCCUGUUUGUUUUAUCGUCAACACCAUCAGACUGUUUGUCAUAGUCAGUAAAAACAAACAUCCUCAAACUGAAAGCACAACAUUUUUUUCCUCAGCACUUAAUAAGUAGACCAGACAUAAUCACCAAACACGCACGCACACACAUACACAUAUGUAGGCAUAUGCAGGCAGAAAGGAUUACCUGUGUCUUAUGACUCUCAUGUGACUGGGUCUAGUGGGGCUCACAGGGAGCGAAAGAGCAAGGAAAGGGAAAAGGAAAAUGAAAAACCAAAGUCAAGUUUACAGCUAUAAACAAAUACCAGAGAGAUUUAGAGGAAGAUGAAGACUACACUUUCAUGUUUAUAAGCCAUUUCCAGACAAGACCUCCUUUUCUUUGAGCUUCACAGCACAGUUAGUAACUUGGAGAGCAUAUCCACAUCAAAUCCAAAUGACCCCCACCCUUCUACAAAACAAAGCUACACUUUCAUUUCUUGUUUUUAUUCUCCCCCAGACUAGCACCCUUUCAAUUUUUUUACUUUUGAGUCUUUGUUUCUACAUUGAGGCUUUACUCUCACUUCCAUCAGCGGUUUCUUUCAAGUGAAGGACCGUGGAUAGAGCUGGAAAGUGUGAAGCGAAAGAAGGGAUGACAUGUGACAAAAGGCUAAAGGUCAGAUAUUUUUGAGACCUGGGACAACACCUUCAGAUCACAUUCACACCAGAGCUGUUUGGUCCAUUUUAAAUGAAAUCCAGUCCGUUUCCUCAGAUAGUUCACUUCUUUGGAGCUCAUUUGGGCGUUAAUGCUGAAGGUCUUUACACACUGGGGCCGAUGCAAAUAUAGAACACAAAAUUACGAUAUAUUUAGAGGCGAAUUUUGACACGCCUGACUAUACACAUCAAGCCCGAUGCAAUUUUGCGACUUUCCGGAGGGAAAAAGACGCAUCCCAGGUGGAAGCAAGAAGACUGACACAACAGCAGACUGACUGUUUUUCAGUUCUGAUUAGACACUAGUGUUGAGAUGGCUGUCUGUCAUGAUAGCAUGUACUGAGUCGGGGCCUGGGUUGAGUUUUAGACGGUGACAAUACAUAUGGUAUGUUGUAUCUGAACAAGUUAGCUUACGAGCUAAAGUUACUUAGCACAGAUGAAAGUUAAAACAAAGACAUUUAGCAAACUGUUAAAGCACACAAACUAUCGUCAUAUGAGAAAUCCGACGCACGUUUGGUGUUCAGUUCUCAAUGAACCCUGGUGCAGUUCAUUUGAGGUGAUUCAGUUUUUCAUUUCUGGCUGUUAUUCUAGCCGUUUCCAUCAUCUUCAUCUUCGUCCUCUUCGCCAGUGUUUGUUUGGGACAGCACCACCACAAAUGAGCAGUGAGGUUGGCCAGAUGGUUUGGUUCAUCAUUGUCAUUCACUGUGUAAAAGCAAACUAAACCACAUGAAAGUGAAACCAUGUUGGUGCUUCUCCUCAUAACUGGACUGAGUCCCCAAGACUGACAUUAAAAACAUCAUUUUAGUAGAUUUUUUUUUCCUUUUUUUUUUUUUUACAUAUGAUUGGACAACCAAAGAAAGUAAAUGUGAGGAACAGAGAGUGGUUUGUGGCCAAAAGUUGCACCAUCAACCUGGGCAACUCUUACUGUAGCCUCUGUAUUUUCACCGCUGAAGUAGUAAACCUGAUAAGAUUCUUGUUUGUAGAGAUGAAUAAAAAGGAAUCAGACCAUCAGUGAUGUUAGUCAGGCAAUUUUUUGGAGUUCUGUCUGCUUCUGCUCUCUAUUACUAACUGAUUUUGUCUACAUCUAAAUAUGAGAACUACUCUUUUUUUGUUUCACCAAACUAUAAUGUCACUUAACUGAAAUAAGAAAACUGUUUCCAUUUAAGAAGGGGAGACGACAAAAAGAUGUUGAUGGUGUGAGAUAAAGGUAAGUGUUGAUGAACCAAGAGAUCAUAUUAAAGAGUAGCAGGAUGAGAUAUAAUGUUAUGAAAACAGGAACGUGAAGAAAGUAAUGAAAAGUCGAGAGAAAACCAAACAAAAGAGGUAGCCAUCAUAGUUCUUGAGGAAUAAGCCAUACUUAGUUUCAUGUACUCCAUGUCAGUCUGCCCUUUCAGAUAAUUCAAGCUCUCUGUUUCAGCCUGUCUGUGUCUCUUAUCUCAUGCUUCUUCUUCUUCUUCCUCUUCUUCUUCUUCUUCCUCUUCUUCUUCUUCUUCUGAAAUGUUAGUCAUCUUUUAGACAUUAAAGCUGUAUGUCAGUUUGGUCAUCUUUUUCAAUGCCCUGUCUCUGUGCUCUCUCAACAUGAUGAGUGGAGAAGUGAAAGGUCAAGCAGUAUUUUUUAAGAAGUGCUUUAAGCUAUCAUUGGGGGGAAAAAACAAUAUUUAACCUGAUUUGCCUUGAACUGGGUUCAUGUCGGGACAGAAAUCAAUCUCAGUUCAAAGUAGGACACAGCAAGACUGAGCAGAGUGAAGUGGAAAGAAACAUACUCGAGAUUAUGCAGAAAAUAUUUGAUUUCUCUGGUGGGUGGAUACUCUGCUGUGAAGGCAUGAGGUCACACUGUUUGUUUCUGCAUUUGUUUCUGAUUUAAGUGGACGGAAAACGAAGGGAAUCCCAGCAUGAGUGGGAGUUUGUGAAGCCUCCCUCCGCUCUCCGCUCCAACUGUGAUAUCAGCUAAACUUGGCGCUGCCUCAAGUGUCAUUUGUAUGUUGUCAUAAGUUUCACAGACUGACAUCUCUUGUAUGCAUUAUUAAAGGAGAGUAGCAGUAUCUUCAAACCUUUGCAUUUUUAAACAUAUUUUAAGGUUACAGGAAGUUUUCAAAUUGCUCCUGCAAACUGAUCCAGCUUGUAGCCAUGGAACAAGUUUCUUAUAGUCUUAUAAAGAAUCAUCACAGUGUAAGUUAGCUAAUAGACAAAGAUCCGUCUGUGUACAGCCCAGUCCAGUUGGAGACUGGCAGGUUUGGAGCCACUCCAGGAGAGGUCAGAUUUUGUUCAUAUUUAAGUUAGGUGAGAUUAAGAUAGGGAUUCAUUUUUACUCAACUAACGCUAAUUUUUCCUGCUUUGAUGAUUAUGUAAAACUUGAGUUGUGUUUUAGCGAAGUGUUACAAAGCAAAGCAGAAACUCCAACGCAGAAGUAAGAGGCACUCACGACACCGUCAGCCACUACAGUGAAGCAUGUGUAGGUUCUGACACAACUGCAUUUCCAGGGUUUCCUCCUUUUCCACACAUAACAGACAAGGAAGAAGAGGAGCAUAAAUAUCCCACCCUGAACUUUUUAGAGCUGUUUGUGUUCAAUAAUCAUAGGACUGACACUGCAUCUCCAGCUAUGUGAAAUUGUGCAUUUGCACAUUAGGGGUGUCCUGAUACAACUUUUUGACUUCUGAUAUGAUACCGAUAUUGUAGCCUUCAAUAUUGACUGAUACUGAUAUUGAUCUGAUAUUGGCCCAAAAUUGUGCAUGCCAAGUUUUUCACUUGGCUGCAAUGUCUUUUUUGGACUUAAACAAAAAAUACUGCCACAAGGUCAAUAUUGCUCUUACUCCUUGCUACUUUGUUUGUAGCUUAGUACACACUGUUGUUGUGAUUUUGUGGGUUCAGCUUGCUGGAUUAGGACACUGCUAGAUAAAGAUGCUGGAGCGGAGUUUGAAAUGGACUGCUUGUAUCGGAGUGAUAAUAUCAGAGGUAUCGGCAGGCUGAUAUAAUCUGAUUUUCUUUUUUCUGAUAUCGGACCGAUAUCAAUAUCGUAUCAGGACACCCCUAUUGCACAUUACUUUUGCUCUGGCCAAGCAAUUUACUGCUUUGCCUUAACAACAACUUCCAUGUUGUACUAAAUGAAAUUUCUUUGUUUUUUUUUUCUGUUGGAGUCUGGUGUCCUUGUAGAAAGCACACAUAAAAACACAUUUUACCAUGAAACAUUUCAUACAGCCAUUCAGGGUCUGCACAAGAAUUCUACUGUUGCACAUCUCUUGCACUAUGAACACUCAGUAUGGGUUUCGGUAGGAAACACGCUUCCUUUGUUUUUUACUCUUUUUUUUAAAAAGAGAAAACAAAGAUGAUUCAAAUUUCCUCCAUUUGCCUGAGAGCCAGUGAUAUUUAACCAGGUUUGAUUUUGACUGCGAACUCUUUUAUGAUCAAUUCUCUGCAGUUCCCCAAAUAAUUGAUGAACUGCAGUUUCACCUCAGAGUCUUCACCUCACACUAAGUAUUGGGUUGUGGUUGGGUGAUGCUGAGAAAGCCCUUCAGGCGUUUUCUCACUCUGAUACUGCAGGUGGGAGCCAGACAAUCAUUCAAUAGUGAAUUAUUGCAUUGCCUAGAUAGAGCGAUCCAAAACGAGCAUGCGAUCAAAACACCAGUUUGAAUGGAAGCCAUGAACCAGCUGAAAUGUGACUGAGCAGAACCAAGAGGAAGAGGAAAAGGAAGUGCUAGCUCAUCUUUGGGGCUGAAUUUUCCCACAGAGCUACCGUCCUGCCAUGCAUAAAGCUUGACCCCACCCCAACAUGUGCUCGCCUGCUGGUCAGUCUGCAGCUCUGUGUGGGUAUGUGUGUGUUUUUGUGUGUGAAUGUGCAUUCAGGGAGGGGUCAGUGGUAGGAAGAACAAUACAGACCAGAUGGCCAGUCCCUUUCUCCACCUGCCUCAGGCCUCUUUGUCCUCUCUCUCAAACACUCACACAUGUUCAUUUCUCUCACUGCUGUUCUUAAAUACUUACACACUUUCCUGCGUUUACUCUAAGCUCUUUAACACACUUUAUGUCACCUCCUAGAUGUCUUGAAUUUCUUGUUCAAAGCAUGAGAGUUUCGUGCUUUUAUUCCCUUCCAGAUUAAAGGUGCAUUUUGAAACCCUGGUGGUGUACUUGGAAACGAGCAGUCGAACUUGAGUAGAAACCCAGCGCGGCCACACCCACACAUGUUGCACUUGAUUUAAACUGUGACUGGCGUAUAAAAGAGGCAGAGAGCCUCGUGUUGAUCUCUGACUGUUAGAAAAAAUGUAGAAGGGGUGUGGCAGUGUGUGAGAGGGCAACAGGAUUUGCUGUUUGCAUGCUAAGAAUUGUGCACAAACAAGAGUUUGCAGCAUCAUGUCAUCCGUUUCAGAAUGUCAUAAGACUCGAUGGUUGAAAAACUGGAUUCACAGAUGACAGCUCUGACAGGAAUUUUCUGAAAAAGGGCAAAAAUGCUCAGAGGUUUUUGGACAACAUGACCCAAAAUGUUUACACCUCACUUUUAGACAAAAGCAGGCUUGUGGUUAGACUUUGACCUGAUGAAGAAGAGCAAGAGUAAGACCACAUUCAGAUUCAACUGCACACUAAAUACUCAUGCGGUUUGCCAGUCUCUCUUUCUAUACAUAACUCCCUCUACCAAAAUGACUCCUGCUGUAUUCAUGUGCGCACAAAGAGAAAACCCCCUCAGAGAUCCGUGAAGCUGCACAGAGUUUCUUUUAUUAUUAAUAUAAUGGGGACAUUAUGAAGGCGCACUCAUGUGGUUUGUCCUCUGGGAGUGGACAACUUUCAUUUUUAGCUGUUUGCCUCUGCAGCAAGUUUAUCAGGUUGACUAUCUCUUUGAGGAGGUAAAUGAAUAAAUGAGAAUGGAAUAAAAAAAGACUGGCUCACCUCAAAGUCUGCACAUCAUAGCAGCUUUUAAACCAACUAUUAAACCUCCUCUACUCCUGUGUUAAUAACAUCUCACAUCUUUUGCAAGAUCAAAUUCUACUGAUUUAGCCCACACUGAAGUGAAAUUGUCUAACAUAAAAGGAAUAUCCAAAAUAAAAAAUCCAUAGUCUUUAAAAUCAUUACAAAACAAAUAUUUUAAUGUCACAUUUUAGCUUUCGUUAAGAGCUAAUGCGGUGGAAGUUUUAGGCCUGUAAAGUUGUCUUUGUUCCUAACAAACUGUAAAUGAGGCAUAGUUCUGUCUACAACAGCAGAGGUGCACAUCAUUUUGUCAGUGAAUCAAUUCCCGUCCAGUACUUCGACUGGAACAGAUUAGUAAUCCUGUUAAAUCACCUGAGAUAGCCGUAACUGUCACUUAGCUGUGCAUGAAAACACACAAAAUGUGCAAAAAGCUGCAGUUUCAAAAGUGUCCACAUGAGGCUGGGCCCCAAAAGCUCAAGAAUCCCCAUUAACACUUACGCUAAAAUCUCCAUUUUUACACAAAAAAGAAACAUGCUGAAGACUGUUUUGUCCUCAAUAUCUAAUUUCUUUUAUUCAACAAAGCAUUACAUAGAUGGAUUUUCUUCAAACGUACUCAUUUUCUCUCUGUGGACACUAGGGAUGGGUGAUAUAGGCAAAAAAAAUGUGGCACGAUCUACUCGUUUUUUCACCAUAUGAGUUUAAGUCUUUACUUUCAACCUUAUUUUUUAACAGCAGGGUUUCCUCUCAGCAGUCUGAAGACUACAAAAUAAAUACUCCUUAAUACACAACAACGCAACAAUGCCUCUCUGUCCCCUCUGUGGCUGGGACUGAGGGUCAAGAGGAGGGCCCCUAAACCAACCAACCACAAACUACUUCAGUCUCCAGGGGUAACAGGCUAUUCAGUCAAUGCCAGGACGAGGAGAGGACGGCAAAUGUGUAUAUGUAAGAGUGUGUGAGAGAGAGGGUGAGUGAGUGGCAUCUGCACAGAUAUGAAACAGAGAGGGUUUGAAUGACGGGGGUCUGUUUGAGUGGUCUGACAGAAAGAUGAAGACAAAGAGAGAGGUCAAUCAAACUGAGAUAUCAUGAAAUGCACUUAAUAGUGGGCUGUUGCAAGAUUAAAGCGCUUCAGCAGUAGGAUUAAAUCUGCUGAAGCUGACUUUUCUUCGGGAUUGAAAUAGUCAUAUCACCACAGGUUGCAUGACGGAGGGAAAAAAAGUGCACAUAUACAGCCAUCGGGUUGGGGUUUGACUGAUCGAUCAUGGGUCAUUUAUUGAUCUAUACCUGAUGGAUACACCUGUGCAACUGGACAAUGUGGUCUGUGUCAAGAGCACAAAUGAUGUGCAACAGUUCAACAAAAUCUCAUAAAUCUUCUAAAUUUUCUUGGACCAGAUGAAAGUACAUACCUGCAGUGAUUAACAUGAAUUCUGUCUGUUCUUCUGGCAUUAGCUGAUGUUGCUAAUACAAAAUACUUUUGUCAAUGUCGUCGUCAACGAAAACAACACUAGUGCCCUGCUUGCAUUCCUAAUGUCUUCCCCCAGGUGGCGCUAUACUUGUUGUACUAGAGAUGUAUAUGUAUACACUGAGAUGUAUUGACUAUUUGAAUUACAGGGGUAGAAAGUCCUAUAAUCAGAUCCUGAAAACUCAAUUUAUUCACGUUUACAGAUUUUCUGAAAUAGGGCUUUCCUUCCCAAUCUAAAUUGGGCUUAGUUGAUUCAAACCCGAAGGUUAGAAUAGCACCACUGCAGCUGUGGUGCAUGUCAAAAUGUAAUCAGACACAUCUACAAUAUCUGAAGAAACUCCAUUAGUGUGUUUAUCAAGUUGUUAAAUGGUAGCAAAGGUGUGAGAUUAUCCUCCUGCAUUGUUUAUCUGUUUGAUAAUCGUAUUGGCAUGGCAUCUUCGAUUUAUUAUAAUUCGGUCCUGUGUCCUGUUUCAGGAACUAUCCGUCCGGUGCGAAGGACCUUUUAUGACCCAGCCUCUGCCCCGGGUCAGGGCUGGCAGUGGGAGUGGGAGAAUGAUGCUGGCACGUGGACGCCCUACGACAUGGAGGUGGCCAUCACCAUCGAGAACGCCCACAACCGGCAGCAGCCCUGCCUCGACCUGACACCACUCGGCUUCUGCUACCUCAUUGACUUUCAGAACAUGACGCAGGUUUGUUGAAAGAGAAGUCUUGAUGUUCAAUUUUAAAGCCAGAAAUGGACUUUCAGCCAUUGACAUAAUCCUGUUUUAAUUGUUCUCAAAUGAAGACUGUUAUUGAAGAAACCUUUUGUCAUUGUGUUUUUAGAGAUUGCCUUUUUGAUCCUGUUCGACUUAAGUUAAAAUAAGAGCCAAAUAAACUUAAAACUUUAUAUCUUGCAAAACUUGCAUUAGCUUUUGGGUUUUACAGUGUUUCAAAAAUUCCCAGAUACCCCAAAAAGAUAUGAUGAGAAGCAAAAAAAACAAAGCAGGAGCUGUUAUUCAGUUGCAAAUUUUUUUGUAGCUCCUCUGCUCUUUACUCGCAACAGUGAUCAUAACUCAUUAUCAUGAUGACUUGUUCAGUCUUUUGAAACGUGGUGUGCUUUUUCCACUUUUGAAUUUGUUCUGUGUUGACGUGGCAAACAUUUGAUGAGUCACUAUGACCAGGGUUUGCAUUUUUAAUGGUUUAUUUACAUACUUUGAUAGGCUGUACAUAAUUCAGGGUUCUGAAGUACAGCCCCAGUUCCAAGCAAAGUUUUGGUAUUUGAAUGAAAAAAUUAUUUGAUGGUUUGCAAAUCAUUAGUUGUAAACACAGCAGAGAAGAAAUGAUAAAUGUGAAGAGUGAAAAAUGUUUUUGUUUAAUGAGAAAAACAGUAUCUUGAAACAGAGACUGGAGAUCAUCAUGCGGAAAGAUGUCCCAUUUUUGACGGAGACAGAAUAUCAGCAGCUGAGGGUCUCCUUCAUUAUUUUUAUUUAUUUAUUUUUGUUUAACAUUGUUCCUAAUCUAAUGUUUCAAUUGGGGACAAGUCAGGACUGCAGGCAGGCCAGUUUUUCAGCAGGACUCUUGAGCUAAAGAGCCACGCUGUCUUAAUCCCUGCAGAAUGUGGUUUGUCAUCGUCUUGCUGAAAUAUGAAAGUCUCUACUGAAAGGGUCAUCUAGAGGAGUAAAAUUAUGAGAAUUAAUUCAGAUUUGCUAUACAUUAGCAGGACAGGAGUUUCCAUGUUUUGUACUUUAAAAUAUUUCCUCAAAUGUAAAAGUUUGAUUAUACACCUAUACGCCUGAUUAUACACAUCAAGCACGAUGCAAUUUUGCGACUCAUACCGGGGAAGACUUUUCCCGGGGAAAGUCCCACCUCCUUCACCUCUGAUUAGCUAGAGAAGCUGGAAGCAUCAUCACACGCUCAAGCCAAAUAGUCAGCCAAUUAGAGAUGAUAAGAUAAGCACAUGAAACUAUGGUAACAACCGUUCGCUUACGUUAGCACAGAUGAAAGUUAAAAGAAAUUAUCGUUAUCUUGGACUUUUGUCGUUAUCUUUGUAAUGUUUGUGUCUUUUAUCAAAAAGCACUCUGUUCUUAGACACGCAAACAAUCAGCUGUUGGCUAUACCGGUGAAUCAGACGUGACAACAACACGCAAUCUGAUUGGUCAGAAGUGAACACACAGUAUGCGAAACUUUAGAAAAAUCAACCAUGAUCCGAAAAAAUAAGUGCCGCAAUAUUGCAGGACGGGAAAAAAUAUUGACAUCUGAAACAAUUGCACGACAAAAACGGUCCCAGUGUGAAAGGACCUUAAAUGCCAUAGUAUGACAAAUUUAUAUCACCAAAAAAAUGUACACCGGUAUUACCGUAGGCCAUAUGAUAUGGCACACCCCUAUAAAUGACUUCUGGAUAUUAUUUGCAAUUCCAUGUUGAGGAACAUCGUUCUUAAAAUUUUUGACUAGUGCACUUGAAAUCUUCUCUCUAAUGGCUGUUUCUAUUCUAUUUUGCUGUUGGAACACUUAAAACAAAUUUAGAGUUUAAAUGAUUUGCCAACCAUCAAAAUUUGAUUUUAACAACACAGGUUCCCAACUCUUUGCGUAUGGAGGUUGUGUUUGAAAAUACUUGUAUAAGUGAAUUGAGAAUGAGCAACAUGAACAAUUGAAUGGACUACUUCAUUGUCCUGCUGCAGGUGAACAAACAGAGCCAGAGGUGUCGCCGGCUGCAGAGACGUGCUGACGUGGCCUACCCUCUAGUGUCCGGUCCUCUCCCGCUGCCCAAAGGAGGAGGUGUGGGAGGAGGUGGAGGUCUAACAGGAGCUCUACUCGGUGUCGGGGUGUCAGGUAGCAGUAUGGGAAUGAGCAGUUCUCUCUAUCCCAAUGGGGGUUUACCAGCGUCAGGACUGGGCCAGCCUUGUUCCUGCCAGCAGUGUAUGCUGGUCCUCAGUGUGAAGGCUAACACAGGAGGACCAGGAGGCGGAGGCGCAGGGAUACAGACUCUAAGUAGACGCUCGCUGACCAUGCAACGGCCCAAGAACUCUGCAUCCUUCUCCUCCAAACCUCUGAGUCCGUCGAAAUCCGCCACUCUGGGCCGAGGUCAGCAGCAGAACUCCAACUCCAACUCCAACUACUACCAGACGCUCCCGCACGGCCUCGCCAUCUCAAAAAACGUCGCCUCCCCGAGGAGAAAUGCCCAGCUGUUUGCUCAGUCCCUUGCUGCUCUUACCGCUGGCACCUCCUCCCUGGGUAUCUCCUCAUCUUUGAACAGGCCGCCACCGCCAUCCCUGCCCCCUCCUCAGCCUCCAACAUCCAAUCAAAAUCCUCCGUCCAUCCCACCUAAACUCUCGGCCUCAUCAUCAGCCAACGACUCCGUGCCAACCGCCACAUUAAUCACACCUGCCAACAGCGUGACCACGCCUCCUUCCCCAGUGCCCUCCCCAUCACCAGUGGUGAUGAAGCCGCAGCGUAGCGCGUCAUCUGCCUCAUCAGUGUGCCAUGCCCCACUGCCACAGAGAUCGAGUUUAGCCGGGCUGAGUAGACCAGCUUUACAGAGGAUAGCGAUGGCUCAGUCCAGAGCCCUCAUCGCAUCAGGGUGAGUUCACAAAUUAACAAGCACAAACACACACAGCUACGCCAGAAAAACUGGGCGGAGACCUUUUGUGGUGCUUUACAUGGGCUGCAGAAGAAGUAAUUUUGGAGGCUGACUUUGAAACUGUUCACUGAUUACAAGCCAUGUGGUCCCUCCCCUUUGCAAAGCAGAGGCCACAGUAUUGAUUGUUUUAAGAAAUAAGGUCUAGUUUUGAAUUGUCAGACUACAGGAUAGUAUUUCACUUCACCUCAGUCCAUCUCAAAUAGGCUUGGGCAUUUUGGCAUUGUUUGGGUCAUAUUUGUAUAUAGUUUCCUCCCUCCAUGGUGCAGUCUUCACCUGCAUUUGUGGAUCUGAACAAACUUUGCUUAUAGACAAUGUUUUCCUCAAGUGAUUUAGCGCAUCGUGCAGUGAUUUCCACAGAGAAAGUAUCCAACCAACUUUUCAACACAGCUGUUUUUAACUGACACAUUUAACAAGAGAUACUGUGAUUUAGUGUUGGGGCUCCGUUUUGAAGUUGGUCAAAGGAUACAUUGUGGCACCUUUCGGUUUGCACUUCUGCCCCUUAUCAAGGGAAAAUGCAAAGAUUUGACAGGUAAAACAAAGUCAACUCUUGGCAUUAGGCCUGGGCGAUAUGGGAAAAAGUUGAUCACAAUAUUUUUUUUUCUUUUCAGUCGAUUCCGAUAUUUAUCACGAUACAAAAAAGGAAAUUUAACAGUGCUUAUUGGUAGCAUGUCUUUUGCAAUACAAUAAGCUACUGCAUCUUUGAGGUCUUUGUGUCUCUUUGAUGUUUUGUCGUAAGGUGUUGUGCUAGAGAAAGCGGACUGAACGGUCGGCUGUUUUGGCUACACAUGGGCUCCUUGCUCCGCUCGGGGUUUGUAACCUUGUGCACUGCGCGUGCUCUGCCGCAUGGCACUACUUUAGGUGGUGAAAAAGAUUGGAGGUAUUCCCUGACUUUGCAAGAACAUGUACUUGACCUCAAAAAAACAAAAUACUUUCAAGCCACUGAUGUUUUCAAGUCAGUGUUGUAGACGAUUUCAUCAUCUGUCCAGCCUUCAUCUGCGUUUCUGCCAGGGUUAACACUCAUUUUCUUUAAUCAAUUUCUUUAAUUAAGCACAUGAUUGGUUCAGCGCGAAACAGACCUGGAGCAAUUCCCCUUUUCAUUGGCUAUUUGUGUAGUCUACCAAAACAUGGCAGAAUGCCGACUAAUGAAAAGGCAUAUUGACCAUGUUUUAUAUUGGUAUUGAGGGAAAUUAAUUUUUGAUAUGCAUCGUUAUCGUUUUAUCGCCCAGCCCUACUUAGCGUCUUUGGCUGAUGAGUUGACUUCUUGUCCUGUUGGAGCAAAUCUAAGCAUCCACAUUUUUUCAUCAUUAUUGCAGUGUUAACAGUAAUGCUUAACAUCAUGAAGAAAUGCAGUUUCAGAAUAUCGGAUAAAGUCUCAGCUGUUUUUAUAUCAUGUUUUGAUUCAUUAAAGUUGUGAAAUUUGAAAGUAGUACACUGCAGACUGUCAUUUCAGAAUCAAUGCAGCUCAACAUUAAUUUGCUUCUUAUAGUGUCAUUAUCUUAAUAACAGUCUGAGUGCGUCUCUGCAUAUUUUCCCACACUGUGCAGCAUGCUUUCGAUUAUGAACGUUUAUUAAGUCUGCACAAGUAUGCAUCUGCAUCGAAAGGCUCCUGACAAAUGCUCAUCAGCUUGCUGACAUUUCCACAUGCCCACUCGCCUGUCCAAACACGUUAAACACUCGAACAAACAAGCAUGCCUGAGCAUGCAGAGCUAAACCCAUACACACACAUUCCCGUAAGUGUAAAUACAUCCUGUUUCUCCUAUCAUACAGUGUUUCUAGUGUAAUAAGGAUUCAUGCAUUUUUUACUCAAACACAGCAACUUCAUAUGAGUGACUCCUUAGAUUGAUCUUUAAACCUACAGAGAUAUGUUUUACAAGAUCGUUGUUGUUCAAGUUGCAGACCUACUCAGUAUUGAAUGUUAAUUUUCUGUGAUUAAAUGCUUGGUGUGUUGUGCAAAAUGUACUCAACAGACAUGAAAGUGAUGUUGCAUGAAGGACAGACAGAUUAGCAGGCAGAGGAGUGUAAAGAGGAAUUUUAAACAGUGAAAUAAAUCAGAUUUAGUGGAAGUGAAACUCCAUCUAUGUGUUACAUGUUACUAUAUACCAGUGGUUCUCAAGUCCAGUCCUAGAGGCACACCUGAUUCAAAUGAUCAGCUCGUUAUGAAGCCACUACAGAGCUUGAUAACGAGCUGAUCAUUUGAAUCAGGUGUGUUGGAGCAGGGAAACAUCCAAAACAUGCAGGACAGUGGGCCUCGAGGACUGGACUUGUGAACCACUGCUAUAUACCAAACUUUGGUGACAUUUGAUUUGAAAACCUCCUAAAAUUGAAGUCUUCAUAAAUGUGGAUAAAACGAAAAUUCACUGAUACAGAAAUUUGCGUCAAUAACCAACGUCAUUUGGUUGGUUUUGGAUGUGUGUAGGUAGGCUAUGGUCUCAUGUCCCUUUAAGAUGCUGUACUAUGUCAGAGACGUGACUCCACCUCAUCCAGUCCAUAACAAAGAGGGAUAGACAGGUGAGGAGAUGGAGGGCAGUUCAGAAAAGUUAAUGUGGGAGCGGGUGAGCAGCUCGUGGAGUAGUUAUUGUCCAUUUAUCGUUAUCGAGGUGAACUGCUCAAUAUAUUGUGAUAUUGAUUUGAGGCCAUAUCACCCAGCCCUAGGAUAAAUAACUCAAAGAGCCUCUUGAUAAACUGAAGAAAAAUGUCAAAUGUAAAACUGACUUUGUUUACUCACGCUCCCGAGUAGCUUUGUGUUUGUGUGUCAUGAGCGUGUGUUAAAAGUCAGCCAGGCCCUCUGUGUGUUGUCCAUCUGUGAGGCAGCAUCUGUAGAGCAGAGGGGGGGAGGAAGAGGAGGGGGGAGUGAGGGAGGGCAAACGAGUGUGAGGGCCACGGGUCAGAGGUACCUCCCUUUGUGGCUGAAGUCUGAAACCGCAGGAAGCCUGAGAAAACACACAGACAGAGCACACAGGAGCUGUAUCUACAUUGACUUUAAACGGAGGAUUGGUAAACCUGUAGCCUAACACAAGACAAUACCCAACAAGUUUCAAUCAGAUGUUUUUCAGCAUUGAUGAGAAGUCACGGUAUUUCAGGGGAAAUGGUUGACCACUAGUCUGGAUUUAGUCUCAGUUUCAGUCUCAGACUUUUUACAACCUUUAGCAGCAGAUCCUGAGCGAGAGAUACAAAGCUGGUGUACAUAUUGAAAGAGUGGUUCCUAAAAUGUUUCUUACAUUGUCACUUAGUUUUACAGUAUGUAUCUUGUCAUGACUAUUGUAAUCAUGAGGUUCUUGGUAUGAUGCACUGAAAAUUCAGCACCAACAAAGAGACUUAUCAACGAAACAACACUGCCGAAACUGGAUCAUUUGAUGAAGCAAGCAAAAAUUUGAGCCAGCACAGUUUCAGCCAAGAAUUUUCAUUUCGGUGCAUCCCUAGUUCUCGCCAUUGCGCAUCUCUUCUCCAGCCAUGCAAAAGAACUUCUGUGUUUUUUCAAGGAAGCCCAGUUCACACCCAGUAUCUGAAUUUGAGUUGCACUGAUAUGUAAGAUGCAGUCUGACUUAAGGGGGCUUCCUGAGAGGUACCUGAACUUAACCUACAGAAGUGCUGAUAGCUGUGAGAUACAAACAAACCCACUAUCCGCCACCAACUUGCUGAGGCAACGAAUUUAACAGACAGAUUUCACUCCUGCUUAAUGCAAAGAUUAGGAUGAGAUGCAAAACAAAAAGAAAUUGUUUUUAUUUAUUUCUCUUCCGACAUUAAUCGAUGUUUGACAGCAGCUGUGGAAACCAAAUCCAUUUUCCUGUAGGUUUGUGUCAAAAGGUGGUCAGACAUCAUGUCAGCUAGCACUCUAAGCAGCUCAUCUUGAUUGACAAGAAGACAUGUACACAGGUGACACUGUUGAGCGGUUGAGAAUGAUGGUAAAUCUGGGGGUGGGAUUGAGCUGCAUAAGAUGUUGGACAUAAAUCCACGUCACAUUUGAUUUGGUUUGGCUGCCGUCCUCUCUCCUCCUCUCUGCCUCCUGUCUCUGUUAUUGCCAUCAAUUCUUCAAGACUGUUUUCCUCCGACUUUUAUCCAAACUUAGAGCCAAUGUUAACUCAUUGAAUCCUGAGUCUUGUUACAACCUUGAGCACAUAGCUGUGCUUGUGUCAGCACUGAGCUCUCUUCUUUAAACUUCUUUGUCAGAAGUAAGGACUUGUGGAUUGAAUUCUGUUGGUCCUGGUGAACUGCUUUUGCAGUGUUUCUGGCUCUAUUUACCAUCUUGUGAGAGAUGUCACAAUUCAACCUGCGAAGGCUCUAAACAGAAAGAGAACUGGAUCGCAGAGAGACGUUGUGUUUGCAUUUUGUUAUGGAGCUGUUUUAUGAAAUUUGUUUUAUGAGCUUAAAUUCAGCCUCAAAAUUAGAAAAUAGCUUCUGAAACUGAAAGCAGGGUCAGAGAGUUUUUGAGAUGUAGAUUAUUUUGGAAGUACCCCCUCCCUCCUUAACCCUGUCGCUUUUUCCCUGCCCCCCCCCCCCCCCCCAUAUCCACAUCUCCUCUCCUUCCCUGGCUCCUCUCCUCUCAUCCCUCCUCCUCUCUCGUUGCGUCUCAGCAGUCUGGGCCCCUCAGAGUCUCAUUGUUGGUCUCCACAGUAACCUUUGUUGGAUUAGCCAAGCCUGGGCUGCAUUAGCAGCACAAUGCUGAGCCUCCACUCGUUUCUCUCUGCUUUCCUUCUCCCUCCCCCUCUCUCUGCUCCGGCCUGUCUCUGCUUUUUUUCCCCAACUUUAUCCUCCCCUUGUUUUUCCUCCAGUUUUUGCUGCGUUUCUUCCUGUUUCUUGUGUUUCUUGUCCUCUGAGAAAUUUGGGGCUUCUUAGUUUUGGAUAGGAUGCUAAACUUUAGGUUGCAUUCAUGAAAUAAGAUGGGUUUUUGAAACAGGAAAGUGAUUGAAUCCUCAAACAGAUCCAUGCUUUCCCUGAUCAAUAUUCAUAACAGGAAUACUUUGCAGAUCAAGAAGUAGACAAUGAUGCAGGUCCAAGUCAGCAUUGUUUCUUCCCCCAGACAGUCACAAUCCUCAGGAGAGGAGGGUGUGUGUGUGUGUGUGUGUGUGUGUACAGCUAUAUGUGUGUGGACAGUCUCCGUCUCAGACAGCGCUUAAGAAGAGGGCUCGUGGGAACGAGGAUGGGGUGGGGUGGGGGUGUGAGACAAAGAAACAAGUCAGCAAACUGUCAAAGAUUGAUCACACAGUAGUGCAAGAAAUCAGGCCAACACCAUGGAGAGAGAGGGAGGUGACACACACACACACACACACACACACACACACACACACACACACACACACACACUGUCCUUCACACUCACAUUCAGUAAAAGUAAAUAUUGACAAUCCAGAGGGGAGAUGCAGUGAAGAGGAAUGUGUGCUGUAGAUGUCUCUCUCUCUCCCUCUCCUGUGGGGGAGUUUAGGACUGAAACAAAGACUGUGGCGGCGCACACUUAAGAAGAGCAAAUUAAACAAGAGGGGGCUUCACGAAAGAAAAAAUGUGACUCCAUAAAGGAGAGUGAGAUAAGAACAGCAGAGCAGCGAGUGUGUUGGCACCUGUUCAGCUCAACAACAGGUUGCUGCUGCCUUUUUUUUUUUGUAUAUGUGGCCAAUAGAGGGAGCUGUUGGUACAGACAGGGAAAUCUUAUCAUGAACGCAGAAGGAAACUUUGAAUGUGUGAGAAAUAUGAAAAGAUUACACAUAUCAGUGACACUGACCUCGACUGAUAUAUUCGGCUCGGAUAAAAGGUUUCCACGGUAACUUUCUUCUGUUGUUUGGGUGGUUUCUUUCCAUUUCAAGCCUGAUUUUAAAAGCGACUGUGGUUGAUAGCAGUUCAGGAACACUGAUGUUAAGCCCCUUGUUUUCGGCAUUCAGUCAUUGUUAAUAGGCCACUCAUAAUACCCUGUAAGACACUUAUAACCCUAAUCCUAACCCUAAGUGUCAAUAAGCAUAAUUCACACAUUUGCUAGUACCUUUAACAAAAUUGUAGACUUAAAAACUUGCUUAAAUCUGUUAUAAACGAUAAAAGAAUGUUCAUAAAAAUUAUUAGACUUUUUAAUUCUUCAUGGUUAAUUAUAGGGUUACUUACUCUUAUUCAUGUUAAUAACAUCAAUGAGGUAUUAAUCGCUAAUGAAUGCUUAAUAGAAGGACUUAAAUAUGAAGUGUUUCCCAAAGUUUUUCCAUUCGUAUCAAUAACUAAUUCAUAUGCCUUAAAAAGGUUUAAGUAGAGCAAGCAAUAUUAGUUUCAUUAAAACAUAAUUUCAGACAAUAAUGUCCAAAUGAAAAAGAAAGUACCUAUUAACGUACCUGUUUUCAGAUGGAAAUGUUUCAGGUAUUAGAAGUUUUCAAACUGAAAAACUCCAAGAAACAUUUUUCAAGUUAGAUAUUAAAUGCAUUAACUCCACCAGCAGAUUAAAGCAAACUCAAAAGCUGUGUUCACUUACCAGUAUGCAUAAAAGUCCUGAAAAUAAAAAAAAGUAAAAAAACAACAACAUUCUAUUGUCAGUGUGAGGUAAAUGUGCGAAUGCAAACAACCCAAUUUAAUCCAGACUCUUCCUGUCAGCCCUCUCCAGAAUUUUUUUGUGAGACGUCAAGGCAAGUCAUUUUUGGUGACUUGUCACCAUUAGGUGAUAAUAGUGCAGGGAUUAUUCAUGAAAAGGUAACACAAGCUGGGAAUGGUGGUGUUUUUCCUGCUGACUCAGAAGAGCAACAUGCAACAGGACAGAUUAAAAAAAUAUUUAAAAUUGUAGAAAAAAUGAAACCGUUUUAAAGAGGGGAACAAGAUGUCUUCACUUGGUCAUUUUGCAGGAUGCCUUAAUAUAAACAGAAAAACAUCCUCAUAUUGUGGCUCUCUGUUCAUCUUUCAUCAUGCUGUUAUUAGAAGUGUACAAAAACUGCUGUACUAUUAGUAAAAAGGAGAUGCACGUUACUGAAUGUGUGUAGAUGAAAAUGAAUUGAUUUAUCAUUUAGUAAAAAACUAGAUGUUUUUUUUUUUAUGUCUGGUUCUAAAGCAAAAAGACUGGCACAAUAAAGAUAACAGAUAAAUGUUAUUACAUGACAAAUUUAAUGUUCAGUGCAGGGGAAAAGGUGUGACUAUGUGCUCCAAGAAAUGGAUUUCAAAACAUCUACAUAAGGGACGUCUUCAAAAAUCAAAUGUAUGUCAACUUUGUUGGAAAAUUAUAUGCUUGAAAAUUUCUAGAAAAUUUCUCUCGCAGUAAAGCAGAUUUUAGCAUUUCAUCCACUAUUAUUAUUUACUCGUGUGUUUGUGUUCUGAAAAGUUACAACAGUAGAAUCAGCUCUCUAAGAUUUCAGCUUAUAGCAGUGUCAUGAUCUUAUGAUAAAUAUCUAAUUCUAACACUUUUGAACUCGCCUACAAUGGUCUCUUUGUCUGCGGUCAUUGUCUGCGUAAGUUAUUUACACCCCUUCUCUGUCUGAUGAGAACUCACAGUUGCCGUAGAAACUUAGUAUAAUUCAAGUUGAUGCUACGAUUGCAAUCCACAACUGCAAGCUCUUUUCUAGUAUAUAGUCAUCAUCUUUUACAAAAACAGAGGAUGUCUUGUUUCAAAAGUGUGCCUGUGUGUGUGAGAUUUCCUGUUUCUUUAUGUGCGUCUGACUAUUUGUGUGUGAGAAUGUGUGGGACUGUGUUAUUGUCUAGAGUCUCAAUCAGUCCAGCUGAUGUCCAUCUGGGCCCGGGGGAGUAAGAGAAGGGGUAGAGGGGCCGAGGGACUGAGAGAGACAAAGCUGAGGGAGUGUGUGAUCUGGUGGGAAGCCGGCGGAGGGUAGGAGGGUGGGUUUAGGGUCACAGGGGGUCAAGAGACGAGAGUCCAGUUCAGACCCAUCCAUCCCUGAAAGGGGGAUGGGUCUUUUUUUGUAGCUCUUAGCCUUUUUUUUAUUCUUCUUCUCUGCUAUUCUGGUGGUCUGAGCUGCCAGACUUCUUCUUAGACUUCCUCUUUUUUGUAUUUAGAACAAAGGCAACGUAUACAAAAUAACGCGUUAACAUAUUAAAACACCUUUUUAACAAUUAUGCCAUCAUUUGGCUUUUAUUAACAAUGAAGUGGGUGAUCUCAUUUUAAAGUCGAGGGUAUGGUGUCCAUGAUGUCCAGUCACCAUGCACGACUCCUUGUAUGGUCAGAAGUUUAUGCUGCAUGUGCGCCAUGUGUCUGGAUUUGGUCGAGACAAUUUUCCACCGCAACGUCAGAGGAAGGCUAGCUGUGUGUCUGCGUGUCAUCAACACAUCACUGAGACAGCUUUCAAGUGUGUUAACAAACCACACGAAGCUUAUCCAGGAUCAGGUGUGACUCAACAUCCGCUUCACCUUAUACUCUACCUCCUUGCUAACACAGCAACCGGUUUCACAUUUAAAGCUCCAUUGACUGUCCACAGGUGAUCAGAGUGUGAAUAUAGGAUCAGUGUUUCCGUCACUCACGGAAUUGAUCCAGAGCAGAUCUGAUGAAGGUGUUUCCUACCGGGGAUCCACAGGUGGGGCACAGAGGAAGCUAUGAGUCAGUCCUGUCUCAUAAUAAAACAAGUCCUCAUGAUAAGUUUAAUAUCUUAAACCACUUUGACUUCAUGUGACAGCUGUGAGCUCGUUAACACGGAUAAAAAAUUGAUGCGAUUAUGAUUGUGGGGAUGUAGUCUCAAAGCUAAGUUAAAAGAAAGCGUGGUCGAUGUUUUUGUGAUCAUAAAAACACAGAAUUGAUACAACAUUGCAAUAUAUUCAAUAUGUAAUAUACAUUUUUUUAUGUUAAUGCCAGGUUGCAACCCCAACAGCGUACUUAUCAAAACCUGCAGUUCCUCAAGCAGCCACUUGAGGCUGGCUGUCAAAGUGAGUCAUUCCCCAUUUGGCCCCAUACUAAAAUGUCCAACAGCAGAUUUAAACAUGUUAACAACCUUAUAGAAAACACAUUUUGAUUUUUGACUCCUAAUGUCUCCGUUCAUCCCAAAUACGCAGAGCUAGUUUUCAUAAACUCAGUCAUUAUCACUUUAUUAAGUUUAAGGUUUUGCAUAACAGGAGAUCGUGGCAGGUUGUUGCUACUCUUGUUUCUGUUUCUGUUUAUUGGCUGUUUUUUUUUUUUUGUUUUUUUUUUUUGUAUUGUUGGUGCUUUUGGGAGGAUUCUAAUAAUUGUUAAAUUAGAAGUUUCAGCUUGUGGUUUAUUUCCCUUCUAGACCAUCAACCUUGAAGCCUGUGCUGCAGUUAGUUUUUUUCUUUUGUCACCUGAACAGCCAGUAAACAUGAUACUAAAAAAAAAGAAAAGAUUCAGCCCAUUAACCCGACUAAAGCUGGACUUUAGGGAUACAUUAAAACUUGUUUGUCUAACAAUGAUAUUUAGUUGGAUUUCUAAGAGUCAGACCGACAUACCCAAACACUUGAAUGUGGUUGAGGACUGGUUUUCUCCUGCAUGUGUAGAUCUCAGUCGACCCCAUUCUGGCAGCAUGUCCAGGCUUUAUCACAUCUCGCAGGAUACCAGUAGGGUACAACACUAACACUGCAGUCAUGUUUGUAUGAAACAAACACAAUGGCAACCGUAUUUCUGAACACAAAGGUUUAAAAGGCAGCAAACACACUGAUUGUUUACAACCUGUUUUUUUUUGGCCAUGAGCAGGUGUGAAGUGUUAAAUUUCCCUGAUGUCAAUUUACAUAGGUGGUCUCUUGUUUUCCCCUCUCUCUCUGUUUAUUCUUGGUCCUCUCUCUAAAACUGUGAAAUAACACCAUCACACACACACCAGCGCUGUUUGGACUUCCACACUCUCAAAUCCCAGUGAGUCAUUCACACGCGUGUCGUCAUGUGUGGCUGAGUCGGGUUAAGUAAAAGCAGCUUAGUGAUCUGACAGACAAGGCUGUUAAAACUAAACCAGAGACAGGAAACAACAGAUCAUUGCUGCACUCUGUCCUCCUGCCUGCACACGUCUCUUCCUCUGUGUGUGUGUGUGUGUGUGUGUGUGGUCAUUUUUACGACUUGCAGACAAAGGACAACCCUGUCCUGUGAGGACUGUAGCGCCACAUACACUCUCAACCAUCGGCGUGUGAGUGUUUGUGUGUUUUGUUGUUGAGUCUGAGUAUCCUCCAGGUCAAUAAGUGUAGUCUAUAACGGGCUGCCUCUGACCUCGGCUGAAAAGCUGUGUUGGCACAUUUUGACGUCAGCUGCGUGGUUUAUUAUCACACGACCUCAGCGUUUAAAGGCCACGUUAGUCAUUUUUAACCCAGGGCUGUUUGUCAGUAUAUUUUUGGGUCUACAAUGACUUACUGUGACCUAAAUAAAUAGUUUUUAAUUCAUCAACACAGCUUACUUUAAGGCUGGAUCCAAGUCAUUUGAGGUUAACUCUUUCUUUAAAGCAGGUCUGUUAAAGAAGUCAUUCAGUCUGUAAUGUUUGACAACAACAUUGCCGCACUGAAAGCUACUAAAUUGAAAUGAAAGCAAAAAAAAAGCAACAAAUAUUACAAUAAAACUAUCUAAAAAAGGCACAUUUAUGCAUAAGGAAUAAGCCGAUACAGUCCCUUUGUUUGCGUAACAUUUGGUCCUAUCAGCCACUUUGAGUCCAAAAUGAAAAAAAUAUAUUUUUUUAUGACUCAAGUGAAUAAGUGUUUUUUUUUUUUUUUUUUUUUGAAACAGUUAAAUGAUUAUGAUUGUCUCAUGACUAUUCAAGGAACCAUAUUUCCCCCCAAAAAUACACAUCACAUUAGUCAGUUUUAAAGAUCUAUUCUUGGAAAGAAAAUGUGAUUUUUUACAAGAAAAAAAAUUGGUUUAAAAAUUGUAAAACAAAAAAUCGUGAUACUUAUGUGAAUCAAUUUUUCUCCCACCCCCACAUUUUGGAUAAGUAAGAUGGAAAAAAAAAAAUCACAACACCCUUUCUAAAUAUAAGGGUCCAUUAUCUGUUGUUGACUUAUCUUCUUAAACAUCAGUCCAUCCAUACAUCUUAAGCCUAAGUAAGGUGAACAGACAAGGCGCCACACACAAACUACAACUGCCAUAUUGCUGGAACAGAGUACUGCCAUCAUUAUGCUUUUAUACUGACACCCUGCAAUCUGUGAAGGCGUAGUAUUGGUUUCCCAGCAUGUCGUUACGUCAUUGCAGGAGUGUAAGCAGCACGGCUUGUCAACACAUAGCAGAAGCUAUACACACAGCACUGUUCCUGCCAGCUCUGGCGCCAAAUAUCGCUACCUUUUUUCCCCCCAUUUUGCCUUUUUUACUACCUCAGAGGUGGAACAACUUCACCCCACCAUCAUGUCUUUGGGAGUUACACAUUACACUUAAAUAUCCCACGUCAGUAUAUAAGCGUCUAUUGUUUCCUACAUGUAAAUGAUACCUGAAUGGCCCACCGGUAUAUGUUUAGAAACCAUUUUCUCCCCCUACUCAAAUAAAACUGUUGCCUGUUAUGAAGGCGCCAGUUUUUGAACUUGUAGCAAAUGUUCAAUCAGUACUAUAACAGUGAAUAAAAAGUACCUUUAGUGAACUUUUAAACACGGACCACCACCGGUGAUCAGAGUGGAUGUGAGUUGUUUUUAAUGACCUUGUGGGACUAGUAAAAUGAGCUUGUUUGUGUGUCACCUAAAGACACUGAUGACGAUGGUGAUGGUGAGGGGCUUUGUAACGGGGCAGGUUAAUCCCUCAUGAGCUGCUCCGUGACGGUGAGUUCUCUGAGCUCACUGAGUAGGUGGGAACUCGACAGACGAGGAGAAAUUGAAGAGCGCUUCAUAACAGAAAGACAUCGGGUCUCUUUUUCAGUCGACGCUUUCUUGUAUCUUUGUAAAACAUUAACUUUGAUUUUUGAGUUUAAAAAUGACUAUCAUCUCUUUUUCUAAGUAAGUAUUUAGAAGUUGAGUCCUUUUUUGAUGAGAUUUCAUGAUAAAAAUGCACUAAAUAGUUUCUCCUCUCUUUGCAGUGUGCCCACUGUUCCAGUGAAGAACCUCAACGGAUCGAGCCCCGUUCACCCAGCCCUCGCUGGUAAGAAAACACACUCAAAAAACCUCUGGCUGCUACUCACAGAUAGAAAAGAAAUCAAACUUUGAUAAGACUCUUUCCAGAAUUCCACUGGUUGAUGUUUUUCCUUGUCUAAGCAGACUCCUCUGAUGUGUUUUUAGGCAUCACAGGUAUCCUGAUGAGUGCUGCCGCUCUACCAGUGUGUCUGACCCGGCCUCCUAAACUCGUGCUGCACCCCCCUCCUGUCAGCAAGAGCGAUAUUAAACCCGUGCCAGGCUUAGGCCAUUGCUGCAGAAAGACCACCAAGAAGCAGGCUCGCAAAGGUGAGUAACAGCCUUGGAGAAAGAAACAUUUAUCGGGGAUGUGAUUUAACCAGAUUCACCCCCCAGAAAGAGGACCCACGAGACCCAAAAUAUCCAUGGGAAUGCAAAUUGGUAACCCUUUAUUGAUGGUGAUCGUUGCUGUGCUGUGGAAGUGUUGUACGGUAAAAGUCUGAAGAUAUUAUAAUGAGCACUAAGUUUUAGUAUGUAUUAGUUACAAAAGCAGAUAUAUUGCUAUUACAACUCCCUAAUUAUUAGUGAUAAUGGUGUGUAAAAGAUGCCUUUUUGACUCUGUGGGCUGUCUGAACUACUGCUGUGCUUCAUAAAGACUUUGCAUAAGCAACGGCAAAAUUAAAAUAAACAGUUAACUUAAAAACUUUUGAUAAUUUUAAUUCUUUGAAUAACUUACAUUUUUAAACUCUGAUUAAAAGAAAAAAUUUUCCCUCAUUCUCACUCUGUCUCUUCACUCGUUUCAGUCACUCUGGGGUCUACCGCACUACUGCACUCGUGUUGCUUUGCUUUUGCGGAGAGCUGCGAGAUAAUCAUGGGGGAUUCACAGUUUUAACUACUAAUUCAAAACAAGCCCAAAAAACGCAACCCACGACAAGUUAAACAAGCGACUUUUGAGAAAAACAAGCCCAAAGUCGCUUAUAAUAAGUGGACUUGGCAACUAUGUCCUUGUGCUGCUUGAUUUGAGCGCAGCCUUUGACACAAUCGAUCUUGAAAUACUUUGAGAUUGGCUUCACAAUCUUGUUGGCAUUUCUGGUAUUGUUUUUAAUGGGUUUAAAUCUUCUAUCACUUUGUUUGCAGCCUGUUCAUCUUCUGUCCCUCUGUUUUCUGUCUGCAGGUAAAACUCCAGAGGAGGUGGUAAAGAAGUACCUACAGAAAGUAAAAAGUCCACCAGAGGAGGUACGGAUGCUUUUUAAAUUAAUCUCUGAUAUGUCUGAUUGUAAACGAUGGUUGUAUUUUUUUACUAUUUGAUUACUUUAUGUAGCACCUUGAAUUACUGCUGUGUAAAAAAAAAAAAAAGCAGCUUAUUUAUUAUCUAUUUUAUCUAGGGCUUUUAUGUGAUCGCUAAGAGCUAUAAAAGUUUUUAAAACGCUGUGAAAACUGCUGUGAUGGAAGUUUGAGGACACAUCCAUCCAAAAAAGUUCAUGUUUUUGUCACCAACAAGUUCAAGAAUUUAUUCUCUGAAAAUUUUAUCAUAUAUAUUUGUUAGGUCUAAAACCUGCCCAAAUACCUGAAAACAUACAAAGAAGAGAAAGACAAUGGUUUAUGCUCGAGGAGAAUGGACAGAGAUAGCAUCAGGUGUUUUCUUAAGACCUCUCUGAGAGUGGUUUUCUGUCCGGCCUCUUUUAUUUAGGGUUGUCCCUGGUUACACAAUGUUUCUAAAGGGUGGGGGAAAAAUAUGUGCAGCAACGUAAGCAUAUUCAUAAAACAUAAUAAUGAACAACUGUGAAUAUGUGAAGGUCAAGGCGGCAUCUAACGAGCUCCUUCUGAUAAGAGCAGAUCCUCCUCUAACUUCCCACGAUUCAUAGUGGAGGAUACAUCACACACACCUGCUGAUAAGAGAAACGAGUUCACAGAGAAGUUAAGAAACAUUCAUGUGCUGUGUAAUUAAGCUAUUGGAGAGAGAAGUUAGAAAACACUCUUAUAUGUGUAACAAGAGGUCAAAACAGUUUAUACUUGUAGUAAACUCUUACAUAAGAAUAUGAGGAAUAAUGAUAACUUCUAUAUACAUUUAUGCACAUUAUUCUAACAAUAUCCCUACAGAAAAAGACCUGUUCCAUAUUUUAACCUGAGACAGCUGUCUAAUGGCUCUCUGAAAAAAGCGCCAGACUCCACUGAUAAAUAAACCAUUAACUUAAACUCACAGAACAUUGAAGUUGUUUGUCUGUUCAUAUUUUUUUUCCCUUUUUUGUGUCAUUAUUAGUGACAUAAACAAUGAAUUGUAACAACAUAAGCUGUGAUCGAGACCAUUGUUAUUCAUUAACGCUGAUCGAGAAAGUGAUAGACCAGCAACUCCUGCAUUCAAAAAUGAGUCAAAAUUACAGCUUUUGUCUGUGGAGUCUGGCUGCUGCAACAGAGGCAAAAUAAAGAUCUCUGUCGGUUAAAAACAAGUUAUUUUAUAGGAAACAUUUCUUUAAUGUUGCUAAACACUGAGCAUGUCAGAAAUGCGCUUUGACUUGAUGAAAACAGUGUGGGUUCAGACACAAUCCUUUGCCUUAUAACUCUUAAUUUGUUCUUGGUUCACUUUGACCCAUGUAGAUGUAAGUUUUAAGAAAAGGUUUCAUCUUGCCUUGUCUUUCUCAGGAUUGUACCAUCUGCAUGGAGCCGUUAGGGGGUCCAUCCGGGUAUAAAGGUCCAGGAGUGGGUCCUGUGUCUCGGGCUGAGUCUGUUGGGAGACUAGCACAGUGUGGACACCAGUACCAUUUUCAGUGUCUGGUGGCAAUGUACAACAACGGCAACAAAGAUGGGAGGUAGGUUACCCCAUAUGACACAUUAUUGUCUCUUCACUUUGCUGAGUAAAAGCUCUAACAUACAGUAGUGUGAAAGACUGUUUUUCUUAUUUUUUUGUAAAUCAAAUGUCUCCUCAGUCUUCAGUGUCCCACCUGUAAAACCAUCUACGGCGUGAAGACAGGCAACCAACCUGCAGGGAAGAUGGAGUAUCACGUCAUCCCUCACUCUCUCCCCGGGCAUCCUGACUGCAAAACCAUUCGCAUCAUCUACAACAUCCCACCAGGCAUUCAGGUACCAAAGAUGAGCAGUGUCACUCCUAGGGCUCUAAUUUCGUGCCUUGCCAGCGGCGUGGCAGGGGUACAUUAUACGUCAGGUCCGCCACGCUGAUGAGCCAUGUCCAAGCACACUUUGGUAUUUUGGUGUGUGGUGCAGCCUAGUGCAAUUAUCCCCCCUCCCUAACUCAGCUCCUCCCAGUGGCGUAAGUAGAGAAGAGGGAGGAGAUAAGGCGUUGAGUGGUUUUAACACAGCUGUGUCCUGUUUUGACCAAUCACAUCAGCUCCUCUCCUCACCUUUAAAUCCGCCACGGGCGAGGCGUUUUAUAAUUUUCAUGAAGUCGUCAAAGAGAUGGCUGAAGAAAGCAACGCCACAAGAUUGUGAGAGUAGGCAGCCCCUCAACAAGUGUCGCAAAUUACGAAUUAAUUAUAUUGUUAACUUCAUCAUGUGUGACUAUUUACUAGAUAUUUAAUUUAAUGUGAUUUCAACUGUGUUAAUUCGGUCAGGUUGAGUGUCCAAACACGUACCAAACACGCUCGUCAAGUAAGAUAUAGAUCAGAAUAUAUUGAUAUAGAUCUAAAUGUAUAUGCUGACUCAGAUAGUUGCACUGAAUAUUGGUUGUUGUUGAUUAUUGAUUGCACUGAAACGUGGCUGACACUGUGGAAACCUGCCUGUGAGGCAUCGGUGAAGUGUGCGCACUGCUUUGCUAGUCUACCAAAAUACCACUUGACCAGCUGCGCUCCGCCUGCGCUGAAAGCUGAUCAGGUUAAAAUCGGCUUUCAAAACACUUUCUAUGACGCAGGCGGGCACGAAAAUAUCACCUUAGUGCACCAAGCUGGGCGAAAAUACCAAACUGGCUGUGCGCUGUGCUGCGCUGCACUAAAAUAAACACUGCACGGGGGUGCACCACUGUGCGCCAUGCCAUUGGCGGCCACAAAAAUAGAGCCCCUAGAUCCUGAGUCUCUUUUCUUUCUGUGUCUGAUCAUUUGAUAGUUCGUAUCAGAAACACACAUGGUAAAGGCAUUGGGGAAACACAACUUGCAUUUCAAAGCGUUACACCUACUCCAUGCGUGGACAAGGCUCGUCAUUGUCAUUCAGUCCAAAACUCCGAUAGUUCAGAUGCAAAACAAAGAUACUUCAAAAGGACAUCUGCAGCAACCAUCUGCCCCACCGGCAUGAGAAGGUUUUUAAUUAACAUAAACAGCAAUCAGUGCAUCAUCAGGAGUGAUGCACUGAAGGACCACCUCUCUGUCUCUCUCUGAUUACCUGCUGAGCAUCAGUCAGGUGCUCCUGGCUGUGAGAGAGAAGCAAAAAGAGGGGCUCUGAAUACUUGCUGAAAAUAUAAAAAAUAUAUAUACUUAGGCGGCCUAUCUGAGAGUUGUUUUAGUGAGGAAAAUGCAUACAGAGGCACCAAUGGAGCGAUGCGUGCAGUGUAGGUUCCUUAAUCUGUUUCUUUAUUUCCAAACAUCAAAGAACAUUUUUAUGAUUUUUUUGCAUCACCUAAGGAUCCAAUCUGCUACUGCUUAUCCAUUUCAGAAGUCAUUUUAUGUUUUACUCUGAUAGCUGGGUUAACAAGAGCAGCAAAGAGGUCUCAUGGAGUUAGGACACGGUGACAGCAGCCCUGCCUUUCUAAUCUUCUAAUUUUCCUCCUUCCUUACAGGGACCAGAGCAUCCAAACCCAGGGAAGCCCUUCACUGCCAGAGGCUUCCCCCGACACUGCUACCUCCCAGACAGCGAGAAAGGACGCAAGGUGAUAAAAUCCACCUUAGCUGUAACACACACCCCCAUUUAUGAAAACUAACCCUAAAUUACUUUUGGGGUUUUUGGAAAUACUUAUAUUUAACAGACUGCAGUGGUGUUUGGUUGGUUUACUAUUUGAUAAAAUUAGUCACUUUAAUUCUAUUUCUUUAAAUAUUUAUAAGUCAUAUAACUUUAAACCUUUCCACCUAAAUGAUUCAUUGGGGUUAUUUUUAAGUAUUAACUCAGAUUGAAUAAUAUAGUAUAGUAUUAAGAAUGCAAACAAGCUGUGUACUAGGGAUACCACAGAGUUGGUACGUGGUUGAGUAUUUUGUAAUAAACUCCUUUGGUCCUCAUAUAUGCAUAUUUAUGUAUUUAUUUAUUUAUUUUUACCUGUCUUCAGGUACUAAGAUUGCUUCUGGUAGCGUGGGACCGCAGGUUGAUCUUCUCAGUCGGUACUUCGAGCACUACAGGAGAGUCGGACACCGUCAUCUGGAACGAGGUACAGCCAACAACAAUGAAGAGAGAGACAAGAGAUUGAUACCAUAGGAUGUUUUCUGCUGGGUCCCUCCUAACACUGCCUCACUCAAAAGAAGAGGAAACCAGCAGAACCUUAAAUAUCAAAUCUAGAGAGUGUCAGGUCAAGAUGCAAAUAAACAAUGUUCAGUAGAGGCUGCAUGAUUCACUCUGAAAAAAAAAGCAAAGAUUGCAUAGGUUAGAAAUUUCUGUUGCGCCCCUUGUGAAGAAAGCAGACUUUAGGUCCUUACACACUGGGGCUGAUGCGAAUAUAGAACGCGAAAUUACGAAAUAUUCGGAGGCGGAUUUUGACGCGCCUGACUAUACACAUCAAGCCUGAUGUGAUUUUGCGACGGGGGGGCAUCCUGGGUAGAAGCAAGAAGACUGACACCACGGCAGAAUGACUGUUUUUCAGUUCUGAUUAGACACUAAUGUUGAGAUGGCUGUCUGUCAUGAUAGCAUGUGCUGCAUCGGGGCCAGUAACAGAUAAACACAUUAAACUAUAAUCCAUAAACAUAAGGUAACAACCGAGACCUAAUGGUGCUGUGACAGCAACACAAUUGAGUCUGAGACAGUGAAAAUACAUAUGGUAUGUUGUAUCUGAACAGAUUAGCUUACGAGCUGAAGUUACUUAGCACAGAUGAAAGUUAAAACAAAGACGUUUAGCAAACUGUUAAAGCACACAAACCAUCGUCAUAGGAGAAAUCCGACACUAUGACUCUCUACAAGUUGUCCUUCAGGUCGUUAUCUUUGUAAUGUUUGUGUUUUUAAUCAAAAAGCACAAUCAGCCGGUCAGCCAUGUUGGAUAUACCGGUGAAUCAGAUGUCGCAACAACACGCAGUCUGAUUGGUCCGAAGUGAACACACAGUAUCUGAAACUUUAGAAAAUCUAAAAAUCUAAAAAAAAAUAAAUGCUGCAAUAUCGCAGGACAGGAAAACGUCACUGAUGUGAACGCUUGUAUUGACAGGAUACGGGUUCGAAAAAUAAUAUCGACGUCCGAAAUAAUCGCACAUAAAAAAACGCUCCUGGUGUGUAAGGACCUUUAGCCGUGCUUGACCUGUACAGGCAUCAGAAUAAAAAGUCUUAUCUUGCUGACUUUUGACAAUCAAAUGUACCAUUUACUGUGACAAAAGAAUGCAUAAAUUGUAAAUUGUCGCUGAAACUAGAAUUCAGUUGGAUCAGGUUUGUGUUUAUCUAAGAGUUCAAAGGAAAUUAAAGAAGUAUUUUUUGCCCCAUCUUCAAGGUUCACCAUAAGACAGAGUUUGGCUCCAACCUGACGGGCCACGGCUUCCCCGACCCCGGACACCUGGACAACGUGCUGGAGGAGCUCCGAGCCCAGGGCAUCACAGAGGAUGAUGCUCUGAUGGAGAAGUGAAAGAAUGAGCGCAGAGGAGAAGAAGAAACAAAGAAGAUGAGGAUCUAAAUAACAGCCGACGACAGAGGGAAAAAGUGGAGGUCCUGGACUGAGACAGACUCUCUCUGCCAGCACUUAAAUAAAACAGGGUUCAGGGGGGCGAUUGGGGUUAGCGAAGAUUGAUUUUGUUUCACAGGGGUAACCACUUUCAAGAUGUGGAUCAAGUCACUGCUGGAUCCGCCUGUCAAUGCCAGUCCGUCCGAACAACAGAGGUCGGGAGGUAGUCUGAAGUAACUGCAGCACAGACAGGAAAGCUGCACAGAAAAGGAGGAGGAUCACACUCACGGUUUUUAGCCUCUACAGCAAGGCACUAAAUGUCAGGAAGUGAGAAUGAAUCGGUACUAACAUUUAGGACAAAAACAAGUUUACUUUACUGAGAGAAAGAGUAACAAAAAAAAAAGAAGGAAAACGUUUGCGCGGUUCAAUAAAAAUGGUAGAGCAAAGAGAGAGAAGCAGGAGCAGAAGGGGAGGGGAAAGGAGGACAGGAGGAAAGAGUGGAGGGGUGACAGCAGAAAGAUGGAAAAGAUGGCGUCUGAAUGUAGCGUAGGAUAGGAGUAGAGUAAACUAACUUUUUUGGAACUUUAGAGAAGGCUGCAAACACAAAGAAACCAAGAGUGUGAGGAGGAAGAGUCCGACUGCGUGAGCUUAGUCUGAACCACUCGCCUGCAUGUGGAUAAACUGUGGUGCCGUUGCUCCCUCUUGUGGUGACGCUGAUGAACUACACUUUGCCUGGAAGCUACUGGAACAAAUCCAAUCGAUACUAUGAGUUCUGCACCUGUGUUACUGUUUUUAUCAUUGUUACUUAAAUCCUCAUUUAACACCAUUCCAUACUUUACCUCCUACUUUCUACUCAAUGAGUUUUUGUACGAUCCGUUCAUUCAUGAUUGUGUGUGUGAAAUGACAAAAGACCAAACUCAGGCCGAGUCGUUCAGCCUCUUUGGAGUCUUACUAUUGAGCCACUGUGGUACGAGUUAACCUUAGAUACACAGGUACCAGUAUUUACUGAUAUAUCUGUAUUUUAUUUUUAUUCAUGCUGACAGUUCACACAGAUAUUAAUGCUGUUUUGUGCCCUGAACAUGAGACACCAGUUUAAAAGAACAAACUGAUGACGAGAGUUGAAAGCUGAGGGGUUGUUUGUGAAUCAAAAGCCCCGCCGAUUGUGCAGUGUGUUGAGAAAGAGGGGAAGACAGAGAGAACGCAAACUGAAAACACAAGGUUAAAAAUAUGAUGGAGCUGUUCAUUAAUGAUGCAAACUUACUUUUAAAGCCGCAACAUGAAAAAUAUUAACCCCCCAAAAAUCAGAUUUAGGUAAAGUAUUUCAAAAAUUAAAUUUUAAGUGGUUUUUAUUUUUUUUCCCUUCAACAUUAAAACUAUUCUUAAUCUUUCAGAGUGAAUCUAUUCAAGGGCUCAUUUAAAGUCUCCAAAACAUCAAGUCGUUGUUCUGUUCCACUUAUUGAUUCAUGCUUUCCAAAAAAAAAAAAAAAAACUGAGUAGGUUAUGUCUUAUCUGGAACGUUAAAUUGAAUCAACAAAUGUUGUAAUCAAAGUCUGAAAUUAUCUUUUCGACCCAGCCCAGUUGGCAAACAGCUGAAAAAAAUCACUGGCCAAUCACACUUUUGAUUUGAUUCAUAUUAAGUGGUGUUUUUAUGCAUUGCACAAUAUAUCUUAUUAUUAAAUCCUAAAUAUCACCAAAAAGAUAGAAGUCUUACUCCCAAAAACAGAAGUCGCAGCUCGACAGCCAUUGUUAUGAGGAACAGUUUGUAGUUCCCUGACCAUUUUGGUAAAAAUGUUUACUGGCCAUAAAGCACAAAGAAAGAAAAUCUGCCCACAAUUGAUGCUUGGCAGGUGCUGAUUUCAGGCCCUGAUUGUAAUAUGUCCCCUGUUUUUUUUUUUGUUUUUGUUUUUUAGUACAAUAAGUAAAAAUUAGGAGCAAUUUGAGUCCUGAAAAGAUCAUGUAUUGGUUGAACAAAAAGAGCAUAAGAAGUAUUCAUUUGGUAGUCAGUAAUCAGAUCUGUCUUCUCUUUUCUCUUCCUCUCCUUAAUGGUAGCCAACACACUGCCCAGUCUGAUUAGGUAACAAGGUGUGUGUGAGUGUGUGAAUGUGUGUGUGAGAGAGAGAAAUUCUGUGUAGUGUGUUUACUGCCAACAUGCUCCCAGUUUUGGCUUUUAUUUUGGUACUCCACAGGAGUCCCAUCAUCCUGUAGCUCUGGUGAUGGUUCUCCCUGUACGGUAACUUCAGUAUGCUAAUUUUCAUUUUUUUUAAUAUUAAAUAUAGUUACACUUUUGUUAUUAUAGCAUUUUUCUUCAUAUAAUUAUAGAGUAAACUGCCUUCUUUCAUUUUGUACAUGUACGAUAUGUUAAUUUUGCCCUUUUUUAACUUGUUACUUUUGGUUUACAAAGACAGUAUUGUUAAAUACAGAGUCUUUUUGUCGUGUACAGACGUUAAGCUGAUUUGCAUUGUCUUUUCUUUGGAAAAGUAAUCUGAUGGUAGACUUUUAUCUGAGUGUGAAUUGUACUGAAAUUUAAUAGUGAGUAAAAGCCCAUGUAUGCUUGCUUUUCUGUGAUGUAAAGAUUCAUUUUCCACAUGUUGUUUGUCCAGUUUCUGGUCUGCACUGAGGCUGUAUCCCAGAAUUUAAGAUCUCUGAAGUUUGCAUUAAGUUGCUCCUAGUGUCAUAUUUUCAGCUUUUUAGGAUGAAUAAUGGAGCCAGUUCAACAAAAAAAAUAAUGUUGAGAGGUGGAGGAUUUUUAUACAUUUUUUAACUUUAUUUUUCCUGCAUUCUUGACAUUUUAAUACUUUUUUUAAAACUUUUGAAACACAAUUUUUUAAGUUGUUAAUUAUGCAAAGUUGCCCUUGUUGAAUUGACCUUUUGCUUUUAUUGAGAGUCAGUUUAUUUAAGAACCAGACAUUUAAUAAGUUAAACCACAGUCAGUUUCCUAGUUUUUGAUUGUUGAGUUACUCCAUGUCACCAUCAACACUGAGUCAACAUUGAGGAUUACCUGUUGCCAUGAUGUAAUUUUGAGUGAAAACACAGGUUGUGUUAUUUGGAGGACAUCAGAAGUAAUGAGCUGCUUAUCAAAGGAUCCGGCACAAACAGCUGAAGAAAAAGGGGGAAGCAAUUAAAUGAUUUCUGUAUUUUCUGAAUAACUACUUUCAAUCAGCGAUCACAGCCCUGUUAGGUUUUCUAAGUACAUACCCCACCUUUCAGAUAUCAAUGAACACCAUCCGCUGUGAUUUUUUUUUUUUUUAAUUUUUUAAUUGUUGGAGACUAAAAUCUGUGAUUUUGAUGCAGUCUGUUAUUCCUCUAUGGCAGAUUGUUACUAUGGAGAACAGACUGUUGCUAGGGAUGCAGUAGACUCCAGUGGACCGAAUGUGCGAUCUGACCAUCUUAUUUUGUGAAGGAUUAAAAAAUGAUGACGAUCUGCCAAAGCACAGAGAUCGUAGAACCGGUUAUAGUGCGCAUCAUGUCCCUAAUGUGUCUAAAUAAAUGCCUUGCCCUCUCAAAUCAAAAUUUUUAAAGUUGGAAAAGCACAUUUUAAUUCACCCACAGUAUUAAUGCGUUACAAGUUGAUAAAACUAACAGCAGUAGCAAAAAAAUUUAAGUAAGUUUCAUCUGUUUUUUAUUAUUUAUAAGACCUUUCAUUUUGUACUCAUUGAUUUUGUGUGUGAUGUCUCAUUUUAGGUUCAAAUUUAUUUCAGAAUAAGACCACCUUGUUAAGAUAAAUGUUAUUCUGUUGGUUGGCAAAAUCUGGACAUUUUAUUUUAUUUAUUAUUUCUAUUUCUUCUUUUAAACAGUUGUCUUCAACAUUUCACUUUAUUUUCUUUCAAAAUACAAAUUAGAAUAAAGUCCUCCUCCUCUCAAUCUAAUUUUUAAAAACUCCUUCAUAUUUCAAAGCAUUAGUGUCAAAGUACAGGCAGCAGAGUGAAAAAGAUUCUUAAAUAUUGAAAAAAAUUAUGGGAUCACAUCUUUCUCUUGUUGCGGCAGUUUUGUCGCUCAGUCUGGCCCAAACACUCUACAACAAUAUAAAAAAACACAGAUUUUGUAUGAUCAGUAAAUCACUUCUGUUGAUUUUUAAUACGUAUUGUGAUCAUGAAAAGAACUUUUGUGGCAUUGAAUCAGACAUAAAACAUCAAACUAGUUAUAUCACUCUAUUUUCUGGGUUGGUUCACUUGGUGAAGUGAGGUCAAUAUGAUGAGUGACCUCAGGUUUCUUUGAGAAAGAAUAAUGGUCAAUGGUUAUUUUGAGGCUGUGGUGGUGUGAGCAAUUCAGAUCUCCUCUUAUGUUGCCCCUUUAGUUUUCUUUUCCACCAGCAGGACUUCAUCUCUUCUGAAGGCAAUAUCUACUUUAAAAAAAUACCUGUCUGUGGAUACAGGCCCAGUGUGAUUGUCUUGUUGUGUAUGAGAGGUCAGGGGUGGGACACGGGUGAUCAUAGGUGCUGGUAUGGAAGAGAAAGCUUCAAAACAUGAUAUAAGCAAAGUGUAAAUACAACAAAAAUAACUGCUGGAGUAUGAGUGAUUAAUACAACAAAAAAUAAAGAAUGAGUGAAAAUUAUAGUGUGUUUUGUGUUUAACUUUUGCGACAAAAAAUGAUCACAACUGGAGAUAUCUUCACCUUUCGUCUAUUUGAUAUAUUUACACUUGUGAUUAUACACUUUAUUUGAUGAUGGAGCCUCGUAAUUGAUGAAACUUUGAGUUUAAAAAGGUGUCCUGAAGCUGCCAAUUGUUCCACAGCUUGUGCUCAGAAAUAUUUAACCUGCUUCUUCCAACAACCGUCUCUGUGCUGCAUAAGGAUAAUUCUCAGUUCCACUGUUGUUGCUCACCAAGGGAACACCAUCUCCACAAAUUUUAGCUGUGCACCUGGAAUGCAUUUAUCGACAGGUUACCCUACCCCACUGAGGAUUGAGGAAAAUUUUCAUUUUGCAAAAUUUUCUAUCAAAAAAUGAAGGGUACAUACAGUAAAAUGGCCCCAAAAAAAAUUUUCUCGCAAUGUUUAUGCUAGAGCAGACCCUCUAAUUAUUGGUUUUUAGGGUCAAAGUUAAUAGAAAAAGCACAAAAUUUAUUUUUGAGACCUUGGCUCUCCGAGUAUUUCUUAUUGGAACUUAAAUAAGUAGCCAUAGUCAAGUGCAGAGGACACCAAAAAGGAGACAGCAGAGUAGCAAGAGGAAAUAAUGCUGCAGAAAUGGCAGCAAAAGCCGUCGCAUGAUACAAUGUGAAUGGGCAAAUUACACAAAAAGCAGUAAGUCAUAAACUGUGCGAUGGGGCACCUCUGUCUAAAGCAGUGGUUCUUAAGUCCAGUCCUCAAGGCCCACUGUCCUGCAUGUGUUGGAUGUUUCCCUGCUCCAACACACCUGAUUCAAAUGAUCAGCUCGUUAUCAAGCUCUGUAAUGGUUUAAUAACGAGCUGAUCAUUUGAAUCAGGUGUGUUGGAGCAGGGAAACAUCCAAAACAUGCAAGACAGUGGGCCUCGAGGACUGGACUUGAGAACCACUGAUCCAAAGUAUACUGUAUCACCAUGGUCAUUAAUGAUACAGUCCCCCAUACCACCUCUCACUGGUGUCUCCCUCUUUGAGCCUGAAGAGGGUGAGACUGCAGCUUACGAGGAUGCUAAUGAAGACCGUUGUUUGUACCCCUGAACUUCUAUAGAUACACAUGUGUUGCUAAAGUUACCACAUAUCCACAUAUAGCAUUACACACACAUGGAGGUGUGAGACUCGUAGUUUUCUUUUUUGAUUAUUGUGCUCAUUGCGGACAUGCUAUCAGUAGAGACAUUUAAAGUUAAAUACUCCUGGGAAAGAGGUUCUGUUACCAGUAUCAUGAUAAAAACUCCUAAUAUGAAGGUUUUAGCUUAUUCUUGUAUAUUAUGAUGAUUUUAUCUGUUUACACAUGGCUCUGUUUAUUAUUUCCACAUGCAUGUGCAGCGAAGAACUGCUUGCUGCCCAUAGUUGCAAUGAAGAAGAGUUUACACAUCCUGGCACACAUAUAGGGUGCUGCAAUGAAGACAUGCUUAUAUACCCACUUUAUGAUUAUAAGGUUUUUAUCUGUGUUAAUUUAAUAUAAUGUGCUAAAAAGAGGAUGCCUAGAUAAUUUCCUACCUGGUUGUGUUUCAGCUCAAGACAAUUAGUCACUCACUCACAGUUUGCAGUUGAGUUGGCUGCUGUACAGAAAUUGGGACACAAUACAGGAAAACAUUCCCACCUGUGUUUUUAUUGGCAUUGUAAAAUGACGUCAAAAGGGGAAAUGUUAUAAUCAAGUUUCAAUUUGCUAACGUUAAAUUUGUACUUUUUCCCUGUCUGUUUUCUGUUCACUUCAGAUUCAGAUUUAUACUUUCCCACUAAUUUAAUGCAACUUACUGAAUGGUUUCAUUUAAUCAGAACAGUGUGGGGCCUAGCUUGAUAAGAAGGAGCCCGAUGAGCUACCAGGCUCUCUUGAUUGUGCUGGACAGGUCAACACACACACACAUAUUUCAUAGCACAUUUCAGUAGGACCACGUGAACAGUGGUUGGCCCGCUCACGUCAGAGAUAACUGGCGAAUAAGAUACCCGGAAAUGGGCACUUGUUGUGAUGGAGAUCCUAGGAGCUCCGUCAUCGCAAGUCCAGCACUGUAUUACUCUACUUGUGACCAUAUUAAAAGGUUUAUCUGAGACCUGAAGACUUCCCUGGUUGUCCUUGAGCAGUCCACUAAAGAACUGAUUCUUACAAUAAGCAGGAAUCUGAUUAAACCAUAAGGCUCUCUUUAAUUUGCUGGACAAGUCUGCUUCAUAAGUUACACGCCUCAAGGACAACAUUCACACAUAUUUUAAGAUCACGUGAACAGUGGUUGGCUUGUUCAUGUCAGAGAGCUGUAGGACUGGUAGGGAAUAGAAAUUUGUCCGUAAGAGGAAUAGGAAAAAUCAACAGUAUAACAAUAGUACCUCGGUGCGUUUGCUCCCUUGGUCCCAAUAAAUAGAACAAUCUGGUGCACACUGAGACCAAAAUGGAGAGAAUUAAAUCCACUGGUGAUGUCACUGACUCCUCAACCAAUAGUAUGGGCUCUUUGGUUAGUGAGCUGUCAGUGUGAUUGAGGACUGUCCCAGUUGGUCACACAGCCUCAAUGUUGUUCAUCUCCCACUUCUGACUGGUUUUACUGGUGUCACAGACUGAGAUGGACACUGUGUGGAGCAGAUCAGAGCGGUCCAGACAAUUUCCUGAGACAAAGAGACAACACACAGCUAUGAUACUACAAAGAUACACAAAUACGUUACUACAAAGACACACAGACACAUUAUUACAAAGAUAAAUUUGUACAUUACUACAAGGAAAAACUGAUACAUUACUAAAAAGAUACACAGAUACGUUACCUCAAAGAUACACAGUUAGGCCUACGUCACAACAAAGAUACACAGAUACAUUACUACAAGAAUGCACAGAUACAUUACUACAAAUAUACACAGACACAUCAAGAGGUGUAAUUGUAGUUGCAGUGCUGGUGCAAAGGUGAAGGCAAAGCUGAAGGCUAGAGAAUGGAGAUAAAAAAAAACUCUCUGCCCAACAAAAGCAAUAAUUGACGUGGUUCAAAAACAACUAAUUUGUUUUUUAACCACAUCUGUCUUGCUUGUAGAAUUUUUGAACCUGUGUUAGCCUUACAGUAUAUUGUUAGAACUAUGUGAAACUCUUUGGGUGAAAGUCCCGAGGUUGCGUUGUUGGUCUACCUUAGUGUAAACCUGUGAUUGUCCCUUACCCUACACAGCCACACUAAUAAAGUCUAAACAAACUGGUGAAAAAAGCUGGCUUUGUGGUUGGAAUCAAGUUGGACUCAGUGGAGGAUGUGUUGGAGCGAUGAACACUGAGGAAGGUGGAGGCUAUUAAAAACAUCAAUUAUCCACCUCACCCUUUGGAUCAAAUGGUGGUGGAUGACUCCUCUUCAUUGCAGGACAGAGACUCUAAAACUCUUUUGUACCCACAGCCAUCAGACUUUACAAUUCUAUAAACGAUAAGACUCCAGACAAAGGAAUUUCACAUUGGGGAUCGAUAAAGUAUUAGUGCUCGACAGAUAAAGAGCAUCAUAACAAGAUCAUACAUGUAUCAACUCAAGAAUUACAUUUCUACAAAUAUGCACAGUAACCCCCCUUUAGAGACAUGCAGAAACACUGCUGGACAGCUAGUCACAUUAUCUCAGUGCAACACAACGACACAGCAACAUGACUAAACAGUCAGCAACUUCCAUAGAGGCGUACAGUGUGGAGUUCAACUCCAAAAGCAUCAAUUCUACAUAUUGUGAAAACUACAGAGAUAUUCAGCACCAUCCCAGUUACUGUGCUUCAUGGUACCAUCAUCAUAGAGACACACAAACCUACAUGACAACAAUACUCUUAGAUACUCUUAGCUAAGAUACCAUUCAGCCAAAUCUCAACACAACCACACAACACAACCAGGUGUUCAACGUUUAAUAUUUACCUGUUGGCACAUGAGUGAACCGAUGCAGAUCCUGAACACGCAGACAAAAACAUACAGUUACUGUUAAGAAAUCAAUGUGUGUGUGUGUGUGUGUGUGUGUGUGUGUGUGUGUGUGUGUGUGUGUGUGUGUGUGUGUGUGUGUGUGUGUGUAUGUGUGUGUGUGUGUGCGUGUGUGUGUGUGUGCGCGUGUGUGUCACAUACCUUAAAAUACUUCCACUCAGUGUGUUGCUUGUGGUUACAGUGUGUGAUGAUCACCGUGUUAUUCGCUCCUUUGGCCAGACACUUAUUAUUCUGUAUCAGCUGGUUAUCUUCAUUGAUACGGAACAACUUUACACAAAUACACACACACACACACACACACACUUAAAAUGAGUAAGCUGUUUUUAGUCAGUAACAGUUGGCUCUUGCCUAGGGUUUAGCCUGCUGUUAGACCUGAUUAUUGAUGAUCAUGGUUAUCUAAAGACAGAUUGUUGACCAGCAGCUCCCUGUGGGUCAGUACCUGGUUGCCCCCCAUCCUGUGGCAGGGUCCAAUCUCCACAGUUCCCCCAUCAGUGUGUCCCAUACUGUCGAUACAGUAACUGGUCUCAUAGCCUCGGAUCUGUAGAGUCACAGUAUCACACAGCAUGAAUAAGGACACAGCAUGACGACAAACACUGAUAGACAGAGAAGGUAUGUGUGUGUGUGUGUGUCUGUUUGUGUCUGUGUGUACCCCUACCUCCCCCCACUCCACAUUCUUAGAAGGAAGAGGAUAGUGCAGAGGGAUGUCAUAAGCAAUCUCCUCCAUGAACCACUUGAAGCUCUUGCAGCGAUGCUUCUCCCUGCAGACAGAGAAACCGACAGAUCAAAUACAAUCAGCUGACCCGCUAACCCGCUGUUCAAACCAUGAUAACCAAUCAGCACUGAGAUACCCCAAUGGAGCAUGUCAACAACAGACCAGCAGAGAUUCAUUUGAGUGGAAAAUGGGGGAUUAACCGUAAAAACAAGAGUUCAGCUGAAGUAAAGGGAGUGAGAGGGUCUGCUUAUCUCAACAGAUCCUCACAAUGUUAUCAACCUCUACUAUCUUGAUAGUAGAGGAUAGUGGAGACUGACCCAACAUACAGGAACCUCUUCUCUCUCGCUCUUCUCUUGCAAUCACACGUGUGUUUUGGCACUCAGAUUCUGCCACUGUUAUUGUCAAAGACAUUAGAAGUCCCACCCCUCUUGAUUCUGAUUGGUCAGUGGUCAAGAAAAACUGAGGCACUGAGGGUGUUUUUUGCGCCGAAGACAUCCAGUACAAGAACGCUGAGCUGCAUUCAGUUUGAAUAGAAAAUAGUUGCUGCUAGCCCAAAAAGUCAACACAGCCCUGUACAGCUGAAUUAUCAGACACUGACAGGAUCUGGACUCAAUGAUCUACAUGGAGUGUUGUAGCUGAACUACCAUCACGCAGUCUGUUAGUCUGAGAUAAUCUGAACACAGUGACUCUUCAGGGAGGGUCCUCAGAGUGAUGACAGGUUUUCAAAGGUGUUCAAAAGUGUGACUCAGACAGAAUACAGAAUAAAUCUGUCUAGAAUCAAUGACUGUGGGUUACCUGAAGCGUUUGAGCUCACUGAUGUCUCCAUAGGCCAGUGUGAGAGUCUCAGGACGACUGGCGUAGAAAUAGUCCUUGUAUUCGUCCCACCACACCUCCACCACUCGCACAUAGUUCUGAUCAAACAAACAUGCAGGAUUAUAAACACAGUUUUAAACAUUCUGAUCACCUCAUCUAUAAUCCUUUCACUUUUUUUAAUGCUACUUUCAGAGCCAACAGUGCAGAAAGAGCCUGCCUUUGAGCUUAUAAAACUGAGGUGCCAAAUGAACCUCAUUUCUGAGUGGAUAAACAUGCCCAACGAUUAUUAACCUUCAUAUGCAAAUAAAAACUGAGUAAAUUUACUCUGUACGAUUCCUUUUGGGGUCUUUCUGGUCUUUAUUGACAGAGGAAAGGACAGUGGAUAGAGCCGGGAACAAGAGAGAGAGAGCAGUGAAUGAUAAACAGGGAAGGGGCCACAGGGGGGAAUCCUGUUACAAAUAAUCUGAACAGGUUUACACAUCAGUCCCACGCACUCUCAACCUCUUUCCACUAUUUGGGUCUACAUUCAAAUCAGGGCUCAUUUCUGUCAUUGGCAGGGUUCACACUUUAACUGUUAAACACUUAAUGUUUUAUCAACCUUAAGGCUUGAUCAGUUUGUAAAAGAUGAAACGUUGAUGGAAUGAUGGGUGUUUUGGGGUUGGAGCAUGGCUCUGCCUCCCUCUUGGAAAAGUCCAUGUCUGUGUGAAUUAACAAACAAUAUUUAACUGUAGUUAUAAUGCCACCUGCUGGCUAUGAGACAUCCUUUACACUUAAAAUUUUUCUUUGCAGGCCAAACACUGACUUCACAUAAGGGCAGAAACAUCUACAGAUCAUGUGUUUGUGCUAAAGAACCACUUUUUAUUUACAUGUGUCUCCUAAACUGAGACGUU
This is a messenger RNA of Xyrichtys novacula (pearly razorfish), 55504 nucleotides long. The record is from the annotation of a GenBank genome assembly. NCBI's taxonomy places the organism in Eukaryota, Metazoa, Chordata, Actinopteri, Labriformes, Labridae.